Messenger RNA from Megalopta genalis, 57948 nucleotides. It is a transcript of the gene dpy, whose product is annotated as fibrillin-like protein dumpy. Gene Ontology annotation, molecular function: peptidase inhibitor activity; calcium ion binding; zinc ion binding. Lineage: Eukaryota; Metazoa; Arthropoda; Insecta; Hymenoptera; Halictidae. The record is from RefSeq and is a predicted model, not a curated record. Gene Ontology annotation, cellular component: extracellular region; nucleus.
UCUACCGGCUGGACGAGGAGUUCGUCCUUUUCACGACGUCACCACCGAAAGGUGUUCAGUGGUUUAUUUAUUUUUUCUUUCACACUGUUGACCGGCCAGUGAAACCAUCCAGCAUUGGAGACCACCUAUACAAGGAAGGAUCGCGGCUGAAGGAGGCUGCUGUCAGCCAUGGGGACGGUCAAGAUGAAACGUCUUUGGCCGUUGGUGGUCUGGAUACUUCUGUCCUUGUGUCCGGCCGAAUCACUCAGAGGAAUCAGCCGAGGAUCCAGGAGAGAAGUGUUCUUCCUGAACUUAGAGGACGGCUACUUCGGCUGCCAGGUGAACCAGUCGACGGACGUGAUACAGCUACUCAAGUUGUCCAAGUUAUGCGACACCAAUCUCGACUGCUACCAGGGCACGGACGAGCUACGCGACAAACUGAAGUGCACAGAUGACUGCACGAAAGAGGACGGAACCAGGUGCCUGAACGGCGUCUGCUUGGACUCGGUCUGUCACUGCAACGACGGUUUCGGUGGUUGCAAUUGUCAAGUGCCAGACGAAAACGAGUGCAAGUACCGACCCUGUGAUAUAUUCGCGCACUGCACGAACACCCUCGGUAGCUUUCAAUGUUCCUGUUUCCCCGGCUACCAAGGCGACGGUUUCCAUUGCGAAGAUAUCAACGAGUGCGAUAACCCGGUGCUAGCCGCGAGAUGCGUGGAGAACGCGGAGUGCUGCAACCUGCCGUCGACGUACCUGUGCAAGUGCAAGUCGGGGUACAUCGGCGUGGGCGAGGUGCAUUGCGAGGACGUGGACGAGUGCAAGAUAUCUGGCGCGUGCGGCGACAACACGAUCUGCCAGAACACACCUGGGAACUACACGUGCUCGUGCCGAGAGGGUUUCACCGGGGACCCUUACGAGAGCUGUAUCGACAUGAACGAAUGCGAAUACGCGGGCAGCUGCGGCAGGGGCGCGCUUUGCGUGAAUCUGCCCGGCGGACACAGGUGCGAAUGUCCGGAGGGCUAUAACGGCAAUCCCGAGGAAGAAUGCGUGGACAUUGACGAGUGCUCGCGCAGCCCUUGCGGUCGUUCAGCUCUGUGCACAAACGUGCGCGGCAGUUUCCGUUGCUCCUGCCCGGAAGGAAUGAGCGGCGAUCCUUGGCUGGGCUGUCACGAUGUAAACGAGUGCGAGGAGGGCUCGCCGUGCGGCGGGGACGCCGAAUGCGUGAACACGGAGGGUAGUUUCGAGUGCAGAUGCAGGCCCGGCUAUCAGAUGGACCCCACCCACGGUUGCAUCGACGUGAACGAGUGCGGUCGAGCGGAUGCAUGCGCGGCGAACGCUAGAUGCAUCAACGUCCCCGGAUCGCACAAGUGCAUCUGCCCGCAGGGCUUCAUCGGUCAAGGACUAACACUCUGCGAAAACGUGAACGAAUGCGAGAGAAACCCUUGCGGCGAGAACGCCGAGUGCACCGACACGAUCGGCAGCUUCGUGUGCAGCUGCAAGCAGGACUACACCGGCGACCCGUUUAAGGGAUGCAGCGAUAUCGACGAGUGCACGGCGUUGGAGAAUCCUUGCGGAAGGUACGCGAUUUGCAAGAACGGGGAUCCUGGAUACACCUGCGUCUGUCCACCGGGGUACAGUGCCAACCCCAGUCCGACAGUCGCCUGUGAACAGGUCGACGUGACGACCCUUUGCAAGUCGAACUUCGACUGCGUGAACAACGCCGAGUGCAUCGAGGGCCAGUGCUUCUGCAAGAACGGCUUCAAGGCCACGGGCGCAGAAUGCACGGACCUGGACGAGUGUCUCUCGAAUCCCUGCGGGCCCUCCUCGAUUUGCACCAACACCAGAGGAAGCUACCACUGCGAGUGCGAGUCCGGGUUCGUCGGCACGCCACCACACAUACCCUGCAAAGCGCCUUGCGACGAGGUCACCUGCGGGGACCACGCGUUCUGCAAGGCCGACGGCCACGAAGCCUAUUGCAUCUGCGAGGACGGCUGGACUUUCAAUCCGAAUGACAUUGCAGCUGGAUGCGUCGAUAUAAACGAAUGCGACGCGGUAAACGGACCUUCCGGCCGCUGUGGCAAGAACGCGAUCUGCACGAACACCUUGGGAGGAUUCAGCUGCCAGUGCAAGCCCGGCUACUCUGGAAACGCUUUUAAACAGUGCCUAGACGUGGACGAAUGCACGAGACACGACGCUUGUGGCCACGGCGCCACAUGCACGAACGCGGAAGGGUCUUACGCGUGUGCGUGUCCCGAGGGCACCAUACCGGACCCCGAUCCUUACAUCAAGUGCGUGGGCAUAGUUACCUGCGAAGUUGACGGCGACUGUCCCGGAAACGCCAUUUGCGAUCCGCAGAAGAGGUGUCUGUGCCCUGAGCCCAACGUUGGAAACGAUUGCAGACAUCCAUGCGAGGACUUGUCUUGCGGACCGAACGCCCACUGCAUGCUGUCGAACGACGUGGCAACGUGCCUCUGUCGCAGCGGUUACACAGGGAAGCCGGGAGUGAAGGGUGGCUGCAGGGACAUCGACGAAUGCGCCAUCAACCCGUGUCCCCAGGGUGCAAUCUGCAACAACGAGCCCGGCGCAUUCUCCUGUCAAUGUCCGAGCGGCACCACCGGUGAUCCUUACAGCGGCGGCUGCCAGGAAUCGAAGGCCCCACACGUUUGCGGGCCCAGCACGCCUUGUCCAGCAGGAGAACAGUGCAUCAAGGAUGAGUUCGUUGGCAGCAGCGUGUGCAUUUGCCAGCGUGGAUACACGCGGGACCACGAGACCGGAAAGUGCAGGGACAUCAACGAGUGUAUGGAGCUCAGGGACAAGCCUGCUUGCGGCGUGAACGCCAUUUGCAAGAAUCUGCCCGGUAGCUACGAGUGCCAGUGCCCGCCUGGAUUUAAUGGAAACCCGUUCUCCCUCUGCGAAGAAUGCAACAGCAUCGAGUGCCAGUGCCAGCCACCGUACAAGAUCGUCAACGGAAAGUGCAUGCUGGCCGGUUGCUCCAAGGGCGAAAAGUGUCCCAGUGGGGCCGAGUGCAUCACGAUCGCAGGUGGAGUCAGCUACUGUGCUUGCCCUAAGGGUUACACGACCAAGGCCGACGGUUCUUGCGAUGAUAUUAACGAGUGCAUCGUCGGACAUCAAGUAUGCGGCUACGGAGCGGAGUGCAUUAAUCUGCCGGGUUCUCAUCAAUGCGUCUGUCCGCACGGUUACGGCGGCGAUCCUUACAACGGACUUUGCUCGCCUGCUCAGAAGAGAUGCACCAGUGACAACGAGUGCAAGGCGAACGAGAAAUGCGUGCAGCCUGGGGAGUGCGUCUGCCCGCCGCCAUUUUACACGGACGCUCUUGACGGAAACCUCUGCAAGAAUCCCUGCGAUCGGUUCCCUUGCGGUAUCAACGCGAAAUGUACUCCGAGCGACCCACCCAGAUGCAUGUGCGAGGCGGGCUACGAGGGUGACCCGCAACAUGGCUGCGUGGAUGUGAACGAAUGCGCGAACAAUCCUUGCGGACACAGCGCGUACUGCAUUAACACGAAGGGCGACCAUAUCUGCGAGUGCCCGAAAGGAACAGUAGGCGAUCCUUACGGUGCUGGUUGCACAGGGGUUGCUGUACCGAAGAACGAGUGCUCCUCCAACGACGACUGUGACAACAUUUUCGCCUGUGUGAACGGUGCAUGCGUGAACCCCUGCGACAACAUACCAUGCGGACCGAAUGCGUACUGCGAACCCGAUAAGCACGCCGCAUGGUGCAGGUGCGUGAUCGGGUUCGUCGAGGGAAAGAACAACGAAUGUGUUUCUCAGUGCGACGGCUUCGUGUGCGGCUCCGGAGCGCAGUGCAUCGUGAGCUACAGCGGGCCAACCUGCAAGUGCAUCGAAGGUUUCAUGGGCAACCCCUUCCCAGGCGGCCAGUGUCUUCCGGACGUCUGUUCGCCGGAAGUACCCUGCUCAGAGCCGAGCGUAUGCAUAAGUGGAAGGUGCAAGCGUCGGUGCGAAGGUGUUGUUUGCGGCGUGGGAGCGUCUUGCGACCCUGCGACCAACAAAUGCGUCUGCAAUCCUUACUUUAUCGGAAAUCCGGACCUGCUUUGCAUGCCGCCGAUUCAACCUGCCACCUGUGACCCUGGCUGCGGUUCCAACGCUCACUGCGAAUACGGCCCGCAAGAUUCCAAAUGUGUCUGCAACCCAGGUACCACAGGAAAUCCUUACCAUGGCUGCGGCGUGCAACAGAAGUCUGAUUGUUCCACUGCGUUGUGCGGCAAGGAUGCGCACUGCAACGCUGGACCGAAUGCUGUCGAGUGUCUCUGCCCUCCGGGAUACGCAGGGAACCCUUACAUCCAAUGUCAUGACAUCAACGAAUGCAAUGGAAACGCCUGCGGCAGUAACGCAGUCUGCAUCAACACGAUCGGCAGCUACGACUGCCGCUGCAAGGAAAGCUUCUUCGGCAAUCCCUUCAUCGGUUGCCAGCAAGUUCAGGUCGGAGUUUGCACCGAUCCAGCAUCCUGCACCUGCAGCGAAACGGUGCCCUGCCCGUUCGACUACACCUGCGUGCACGGCAAGUGCAUAAACCGGUGCAGCGACGUCAGUUGCGGUCCCCGAUCGGUCUGCCAAGACGGAGCUUGCGUCUGUCCGCCGGGCUACACCGGAAAUCCUAACGACCUCAGCAAAGGUUGCCAUCUUCACGGUCACUGCUCGAACGAUCUCGACUGCGAGCCUCAACAGAUCUGUUUCCAAGUCGGCAAGGGCGUGCGGAAGUGCGUGGACGCUUGCAGCAAGCUGCAGUGCGGACCGAAUGCGCUUUGCGUGACGCAGCACCACGUGUCCUCUUGCCUGUGCAUCGACGGCUACCAAGGGAACCCCAGCAACCUGAUAGAAGGCUGCCAGCCGUCGACAUCUGUGAUAACACCAGGCUGCAACAGCAACUCCGAGUGCAAGGAAGGCUCGUUCUGCAUCGUUCUGGACAACGGCGCCCGCGAAUGCGUGGAUCCGUGCAGCAGGGUAGUCUGCGGUGCUCAUCAGAAGUGCGAGCCCGAUAUAAUCCCGGGCCAUGCCACCUGCAAGUGUCAAGACGGUUACGAAUGGAACCCGAUACUGUCUUCCUGCGAGAAACCGUCGGUGCCCGACUGCAUCUCCGACGACGACUGCCACGCCACCGAAGCCUGCCGACCGGAUGCUCUGGGAGUCCUCAAGUGUGCGUCAGUAUGCCGCAGCUUCACCUGUGCCGUGAACUCCCAGUGCGUCGCCGAGAGACACCGGGGACGUUGCGACUGUCUGCCAGGCUUCGUUGGGAAUCCUAACGACCGCCACGGAUGCCAGACUCCGAAAAAGGAUCAGUGCUCGACGGACAGCGAGUGUCCGGAGGACCAGACCUGCAGGAGCACGCACGACGGUCUGCUGAGCUGUCAGCCGGUCUGCAACUUCGUUUCAUGCGGGCCGAACGCCCUGUGCAUCGUCCACAAUCACGUCGCCAACUGCGAAUGCCCGCCUGGUCUCUUCGCUGGGGAUCCUACGGACAUGGUCAAAGGCUGCCGCACGGUUCCUUGCGUCUACAACAUCGAUUGCCCGCCCACGCAACUCUGCAACAGGCUCACCCACACCUGCUACGACGCCUGCGACGAAAACGCUUGCGGUGUCAACGCGGUCUGCAUCGCCGACGACCACAGAGCGAUCUGCCAGUGUCCUCCUGGUCUGCGGCCUAAUCCGGUUCCCGACGUGGAGUGCGUUGCCCUCGAAGCCUGCCAUCCGAAUCCCUGCCACCAGUCCGCUGUCUGCGUACCUGGACCGUCGAACAAUCCUGUCUGCCAAUGCCCGCCGAACUUCGUUGGCGAUCCUUACGUGAAAGGCUGCCAGCCCGAAGGCUACUGCGCCAGUGGCAAAGACUGCCCGGUGCAUUCCAUCUGUCAUAAUCAUCGAUGCGUCAAUCCCUGCGAGGAUGCCUGCGGGGCCAACUCUGUCUGCGAGCUCAUCAAUGGUCAGCCAACCUGCAAGUGCAUUCACAACUUUGUUCCUUCCACCAAGGGCCCUCGAGACGGCUGCGUCAGGGUUUCUAAUUACUGUACCGUCGAUGCUGACUGCGACGAGAGCGUCUGCCUCGAGGGACAGUGCAUAGCUGUCUGCAGAGCCGCCGCAGACUGUUCGGUCGGCGAGAAGUGCGUGAACAGCAAAUGCGUGACCCCCUGCGUGUCGCACAGUCAAUGCCAACUGGACCAGGCUUGCGUGAACGGAGGCUGCAUCCUGGGCUGCCGCAGCAACAAGAACUGCCCCAGCUCGCAGUCCUGCAUCAACAACAAGUGUCAAGAUCCGUGCAGUUUCAAAGACGUCUGCGGACCGAACGCAGUCUGCAGCUGCACCAACCACGCCACGACCUGCACGUGUCCGUUAGGUUUUCACGGGAACCCCACGCCGCAGCAAGGCUGCGUCCGAGUACCGAGCAGCUGCGACGGAGCCCAAGAUUGUCCGAGCCAACACGUCUGCGAUUCCGGAUUCUGUCAGUGUCAAUGCAGCGAGCAGAACCACUGCGCGCAGGGAGAGCGUUGCAAGAAUGGCAUCUGCGUGAAGAUUUGCUACAGUGACAGCAACUGUUUGCCCGGAGAACUGUGCAUCGAUGGCGUCUGCGAGGUCGGUUGCACUUCCGACGCCGGCUGCAAGGACGACGAAGUGUGCAUCAACAACAAGUGCAGAUGCAGUCACGGAUUCAUCGCUGGACCGGAACACUGCCUAGACAUCAACGAGUGCGACGACGAACCCUGCCAUUCCAGCGCGGAAUGCGUCAAUCUCCACGGAUCCUAUCGCUGCAUCUGCCCACAAGGCACCGCGGGCGAUCCCGUGGGCUCAGGUUGCGUGAUACCUCAUCAAUGCACCGUGAACGCAGACUGUCCCGACUCGCAGGCCUGCAUACUCCACAACUGCACCGAUCCUUGUUCCCUGGGCGACUGCGGGUCCAACACGAUCUGCAGUGUCGUCGACCACACUGCCGCCUGCCAAUGUCAACCUGGCUACAUCGGCGACGCCUCCGGAUGCUUCAGAGUCGAGUGUCUCUCCAACAACGACUGUCCCACGGAUAAAUACUGCAACCAGGAUACCAACAAGUGUAGCAGUCCCUGCAAUCAAUUGAACUGUGGAUACGGCAACUGCAUAGCUUCCGAUCACAUUGGCAUUUGCAAAUGCUACCCCGGAUUUGUUCUGGCAGGCGAUAUUUGCGUCGACGUGAACGAGUGCUUGGAGAACCCUUGUCAUUCCACAGCUGUCUGUCAAAAUACGGAAGGUUCGCACGCUUGUGUCUGCCCGCACGGACUCGUGGGAGAUCCCAUCAAGACCGGCUGCAAACAGCCUGGAGAUUGCUUCACGGACUUCGAUUGCCCGAUUUCGGCGGCCUGCAUUGACAACAGAUGCACCAAUCCUUGCGACGCAGCACGCAUUUGCGGAAGGAAUGCUGAAUGCUUCGUUCAGGAUCAUGCUCCACACUGCAGGUGUCCUGGCCAGACCACCGGAAAUCCAUCUUCCGAGUGCAUCCACCUGGAGUGCAACUACCACAGCGACUGCAGUCACUCGGACGCCUGCUUCGAUCACAAAUGCGUCGAUCCUUGCUCUCUGUCGAACGUCUGCGGCCAAGGGGCCGAUUGUUCUCCGCUGAAUCACAGCGCGGUGUGCACUUGUCAACCCGGUGGCACCGGCGACCCGAAUCUGGGAUGCACGCCUGUCCAGUACUGCAAAUCGGACUCUCAGUGUGCAACUGGGUCGGCCUGCAACGGUGGUAUAUGCACAGCACUUUGCGGCAGUACGAGAGACUGCAUCGGCGACCAACUGUGCAUCAACGGCCUCUGCCAGCCCACUUGCAAGAGCAACUCGAGCUGCCCCGAAUUCCAAUACUGCCACAAUAAUGUCUGUGUUCAGGAGCUGCGUUGCUUGUCCGACGACGACUGUUCUUACGACGAAAAGUGCAUCAAGAAUAACAUCGGACAGGCGGAGUGCCAGAAAGUCUGCGACGUGGUGCUCUGUGGACGGAAUGCGGAGUGCAGAGGGGAUGAGCACAGAGCCGUGUGCUCCUGCAAAGGUGGAUUCUUCGGGAAUCCCAAGGACGACAAGAUUGGAUGCCAGCCGAUCGAGUGCGACAGCAACGAGGACUGCAGCGGCGAGAAGAUCUGCGACACGCACAAGUGCAGGAUCGCCUGUUUGGCGCAUAAUCCUUGCGGCGUUAAUGCUGUUUGCUCCGCUGAAAGACACGUCCAGGUGUGCACGUGCCAGCCGGGUUACACCGGCGAGCCGACCCACGGCUGCCAGUUGAUCGAUUACUGCCGGAACGAACCAUGCGCUCCGGGAACGGUUUGCGAGAAUUCCAGGGGAUCGUACAAGUGUCAUUGCCAGCAGGGAAUGGUCGGCGAUGCGUACAACAGCGGAUGUCAGCCGCCGGUCGAAUGCCUGCAAGAUGACGACUGCCCGCUCACCGCCAAGUGCAUAAACGUCAACAACGUGCCAAAGUGUUUCGAUGUUUGCUCGCGGACCCAGUGCGGCCCGAACGCCGACUGUCUCGCUAUCAAUCACGCGGCAACGUGUCAAUGUCGCUCGGAUUACGAGGGCGAUCCGAACAGCCUAAGUGUAGGCUGUCGGCCGAAGCCGGUGAUUUGCUCGUCGGCCGCGGUCUGCUCGCCGAAUACUUAUUGCUACGAGGGAAUCUGCAGACCGUCCUGUCAGUCGGAUGAAGAAUGCAACUUAUCGGACGUGUGCCUGAAUGGACAAUGCUUGGAUCCUUGCAACAUCAGAGCCGCGUGCGGAAUAAACGCCGAGUGCGACGUGAGGAGCCACAUCAAACAGUGCAGCUGUCCCGCGGGCUUCACCGGCAACUCGGAAGUGGAGUGCGUCAGGCUGCCAGUGUCCUGUAGAGACAGCGCCGACUGCAGCGACGGCAACACCUGCCGGGACCACGUGUGCCUGCCGAUCUGCGUGACGGACAACGAGUGCGCGUUCAACGAGAAAUGUGUCCGCGGCAAUUGCCUGCUCACCUGCAGGCUGGACAACGAUUGUUUCCUGGGCCACAUAUGUCUGAACAACAUGUGCUCGUUCGGUUGCCGCGCCGACGAGGACUGCAACGCGAACCAGGCCUGCAUCACGCACAAGUGCAUCGACCCCUGCGAGGCGACACCCUGCGGACCGAACGCAAAGUGCACGGUGUUCAAUCAGCGGGCAACCUGUUCCUGUCCCGCGGGAUUCAUCCCGAACCCCACCGCGAAGGUAGCCUGUCUGCGAUCGCCUGGAACCGCUUGCCAAGCGAACAGGGACUGCGCGACGGGAACUGCCUGUAUCGGAGCCAUCUGCACACCGGUUUGCUCCUCGGACCUGAACUGUCUCAGCAACGAACGCUGCGACCAGACCGGCGUCUGCAAGUCCUUGUGCAGGCGAGACGAAGAUUGCAGGAGCGGCGAGAUCUGCGAGGGCCUGGUCUGCGUCGUCGGAUGUCGCGCGGACGUCGAGUGCCAGGAGAAUUACGCGUGCAUCAACAACCACUGCCAAGAUCCGUGCUCCGUUCCCGAGGCCUGCGGAGUGAACGCCAAGUGUUCGGUCGUGAAUCAUCAGAAAUUAUGCGCCUGUCCUGCUCCGCUCGGCGGAGACCCUCUAAUUGGAUGUAAGCAGGCGUUCCUCCCUUGCUCGACCGAGCUCGACUGCCCGACCGGUCAGACUUGUUACGGCCGGUCCUGUUACGCCACGUGUAGGAGCGACGCGAACUGCCUCAGCGACGAACGCUGCGACGCCGGAAUCUGCAAGGCCAUCUGCAACAGCGACGACCACUGCCUGGCCAAUCAGAUCUGCCAGAACAGGCUCUGCGACAUCGGCUGUCGCAGCGAUAACACCUGCCCGAACGACGAGUCCUGCGUGAACAACAACUGCAGGAACACCUGUGCGAGCGGCGAGGCUUGCGGAGAGUGCGCCGGCUGUCGCGUGGUGAACCACGUUGCGCAAUGCAGCUGUCCUGCGAACUACUACGGCAACGCUCUGAUCAGCUGCGUGAAGUCGAUGAUCCCUUGCGACGGGUCCUGCGAGUGCGACGAGAUUGGAUUCUGCACGACGAGCUGCUCCAGCCAGGAACAGUGCUCCUGCGGAGAGCAUUGCCAUUCUGGGAAAUGCCGCAUCAAGUGUGACGUCAACAACGCGUGUCCGAAGGGCUACGUCUGCGACGGAGGCUUGUGUCUGAUCGGCUGCCGCACUCACUCCGACUGUCCGUCGUCAUUAUCCUGCAUCAGCAAUCAAUGCGAAGACCCCUGCUCCGCGAAUGGCUCGCCUUGUGGAAUCAACGCACUCUGCCGCGUGUCCAAUCACCGCGCGGUCUGCCUUUGUCCAGAAGGCUUCCAGGGAGAGCCUAGUCAAGAAUGCUACCAGCUGGAGUGCCAUCGGGACGAUGACUGCGAAGCGAACAAACGUUGCAGCGAGGAUGGCGUUUGCACCAAUCCUUGCCUGCAGCACGGUGUCUGCGGCUUUAACGCUCAAUGCAGAGUGGUCAACAGGAAGGCGCAGUGCUCUUGUCCACCUGGACACUACGGAAACCCGAAGAUCAACUGCAAGAAAGGUGGUGACCAGUGUUUGAGGAGACCAUGCGGCGUGAACGCCAAGUGCAGAGAGACUCUGAACGGCUUCGAAUGCACCUGCGAUCCUGGAUGCCAAGGAGAUCCUCAUCAGGCUUGUAUCUGCGACGGAGGGGAGCUCUGCAAAGACACUCGCUGCGGUCUGAAUGCUGCUUGCCGCAUCUACAAGAACCAGCCGCAGUGCUAUUGCCCACCUAACUUCCCGUUCGGAGAUCCUAUGCACAGCUGUAGCAUAGAUAGGAGUCUAGGUGACUGUCGCACGAACGGCUGCGGAAAGGGCGCGGAAUGCAUCAGGGACAGCACGAUAUUCGUCUGUCGGUGUCCACCUGGUACGAGCGGUGCGCCGGACGACGAGUGCACGACAGAGCGCGAAUGCACCAGCGACCUAGAGUGCCCCAAUGAAAAAGCCUGCAUAAAUCUGCAAUGCGUGGACCCGUGCGGUUUGCGCGGCGCCUGUGGGAUCAACGCGCUCUGCCGUGUGGUUCUGCACAAGCCACGCUGCUCCUGUCCGCAGUGUUAUAUCGGCAUGCCCCACACGGCCUGUCAUCCAGAUCCCAAAUGCGACACGCUCAAUCCCCGACCUACACCGAGCAUCGGUUGCUCCUCCGAUCACGAUUGCCCGGAGAGCCUCGCGUGCCACUCGCGCACCGGCGAGUGCCGAGACCCGUGUCUCAGCCCCCAGUACAGCUGCGAGGUAAACAAGAGGUGUCAGGUGUGGAAACACAGGCCCACCUGCGUCUGCAAGUACGGUUUCGUGUUGAACGAGCUCGGUGAGCUGACCUGCGGCCCCGACACCUUGACCUGCGACCGGGACUUCGACUGUCCGUCGAACGCCGCGUGCGUCAGCGGGAAAUGCCAGAACCCCUGUAACGUCCGUAAGAAAAGACCGUGCCCGGCCGAUAAAACCUGCGAUGUCCUGGACCACCGUCCCGUCUGCAUAUGCACACAAAACUGCAAUCCCUCCCUCUCCAUUUGCCUGCGAGACAGUGGCUGCUCUCCAGACUUGGCGUGCCGCAACUAUCGCUGCGUGGACCCAUGCAGAAACUCCACCUGUCCGGCUGAUGCCCCCUGUUACGUGGAGGAGCACAAGCCUAUCUGCAAGUUCUGUCCCCCCGGCUUUGUGCCAGAUACUAAAUACGGAUGCAUGAAAGCAUCUCAGCAUAGGCCCGACAAUCGCUGCGAGUCCGACGACGACUGCAACGACACAGAAGCCUGUGUCGGUGGGUCCUGCGUUGAUCCUUGCGCCGGCCACUGUCAAUCGGUAGCUCGGUGUCGCGUUAAAGCACACAGGCCAAUUUGCGGCUGCGACGAUUCAGACGAACGUUGCGUUCACACUAACACUACGCCCGUCGUUGAACACUCGACACUAGAAUACAACGAGACAUCUACACUAUCGACGAUCACACAGCCCGCAGUUAGCACUGUGACUUCUUUCGAGGAGGCCACGACCGUUUCGUACGCCGAGGAAAGCACACAGUCUUCGAGUGUAGAGAAAGGUUCCACUUCGGCGACUACAGCUAUCGAAAGCUCUUCCGAGAGCGUCGCAGUACAUACCAUUGUCCCGGACAGUACUGUUUCCACUGGUAGCUCGUUCGAGGUACACACCGGUCCCGGUAGUUCGGAAGAAAGCACGGAAACUGUUUCGGUUGUAACUAUGACGACUAUGCCAUCGACUGGCGAGGCAGCAGAGACAACAGGUUUUGAGAUCGCGACAACUUUGCGGCCGGAAAGUAACGAACACACGACUGUCGAAAGCACGGUAGAGACGGAAUCGGCGUCUCAAAAUACGACGGAUAACGUUGUGAUAGUGACGCCGCUUACUUUUGACAGACACUCGUCACAGUCUCCUGUGGAAGAGGUUUUCACAGUGACGGCUAUUCCUGUACACACUACCGAGACACCGAUACAUGUUACAGAAUCUCAAGAGACGACUGUUCCAUUAAUUCCCACCGAAAGUUCUGUGCUCGAAGAACAUUCGACGGAAACGCAGGUCGUUACGGAAGCUCCCGAGCUAACGACUACUGAAAAGGCUACUCUAAUUACUGUGACAGCGCAGUAUCCUCUAGAAACCGAAGUUACUGAGUUAGAGCAUGGGACAGUUGUUACUGUCACUGCUCAGUAUCCUUUGAUCCAUGAGACGACUCUAGGAUCUACAACUGAAAUGUAUUAUACUGAUAGAACUACGCAACAGUUCUCGACGAGUGGGCAGUACGCCACAGAGCAACCUGCAACAACUACACAAUACACUACAGAAGAACCUUCAAUAACUGAACAGCAUACUACAGAACAACCUUCAACAACUGAACAGCAUACUACAGAACAACCUUCAACAACUGAACAGCAUACUACAGAACAACCUUCAACAACUGAACAGCAUAGUACAGAAAAACCUUCUACACUAGAAACGUACUCAACAACUACACAAUAUACCACAGAACAAACGUCGACAACAGAUCAUUACUUAACAACUAAACAGUACACUACAGAACAACCUUCAACAACAAAUCAUUACUUAACAACUAAACAGUACACUACAGAACAAAUUUCGACAACUGAACCAUACACUACAGAACAGCCUUCGACAACAGAUCAUUACUUAACAACUAAACAGUACACUACAAAACAAAUUUCGACAACUGAACCAUACAUUACAGAACAGCGUUCGACAACUGAACAAUACACUACAGAGCAACAUUCAACAACUGAACCAUACACUACAGAACAAAUUUCGACAACUGAACCAUACAUUACAGAACAGCGUUCGACAACUGAACAAUACACCACAGAGCAACAUUCAACAACUGAACCAUACACUGCCGAACAAUCUUCGACAACAGAACAAUAUUCGACAACUGAACAGUACACUACAGAACAACCUUUGACAACAGAAGAAUAUUCGAUAACUGGACAAUACACUACAGAACAAAUUUCAACAACUAAACAAUACACUACAGAACAACCUUCUACAUCUGAACAGUACACUACAGAACAAUAUUCGACAACUGAACCAUACACUACAGGACAAUCUUCUACGUCAGAACAGUAUUCAACACCUACACAGUACACUACAGAACAACCUUCAACAACUAAACAGUACACCACAGAACAUUAUUUAACAACUGAACAGUAUGCCACAGAAAAGCCAUCGACAACAGAAUAUUAUUUAACAACUGAAGAACACUUUACAAUACCAUCGAGCACCACCGAAGAGGUCGUCGAUCAAACUUCAACAACUACUUCGAUGUUCGAACAGGUUACAGAGACAUCUUCAACAACCGAAUUACACUAUACAGAACAAGUUUCAACAAUCAAAAACCCUUUUACGAGUGAACACAUUCCAACUGUUGAACCGUGUUGUACAGAAUCCACCUCGACAACUGAACCAUAUUCUACAGAAUUCACUUCGACAACCGAACCGUAUUCUACCGAAUUCACUUCGACAACCGAACGGUAUUCUACCGAAUUUACUUCGACAACCGAAUCGCAUUCUACGGAAACAUCAACAGAACCGUAUUCUACGGAAUACACUACAACAACAGAACCGUAUUCUACAGAAAACACUACAACAACAGAACCGUAUUCUACAGAAUACACUACAACAACCGAUCACUAUCGAACAGAGUACACUUCAACAACCGAACCAUAUUCCACAGACCAUACAACAAAGACCGAACAGUACUCUACAGAAGUGUACUCGACAACCGAACAAUCUAAAACAAUGACGCCCGGUUCAGGGUGCGAUAUCUGUUCGAAUGGUAGAUGUCGUUGCAAAACCGAUGAACCGUGCACAGAUAAGUCUAAAUGCGAGGUACCGAUCGAUCGGCCCGUGUGCUUCAACCUAACAGUCGACCAGAGUACAUCUAAUUGUAGCGUACUCCCAGAUACCAAAUGCAGAACGCACGACGACUGUCUCUCCCAGCUGGCCUGCAUAAACCAACAGUGCCUGAACCCGUGCACCGUCGAGAACCCGUGCGACUUCGUCGAAGUUUGCCACGUGCAAGAUCACAGACCAGUUUGCGUGAAAGACGUACUGAACGACACCAGUUGUCCUUACUGUCCGCCCGGCAUGCAGUGCGACCCAGCGUCCAACACAUGCGUCAAAGCGGGUUGCACUAGCGACAAAGAUUGCCCGUUGACCGCGGCGUGCAUCGCGGGCACUUGCCAGGAACCCUGCCUGAACCGGAACCCCUGCGUCAAGAAUGCAGUUUGCGUGAACUCGAACCAUCGAGCGGAGUGCAGCUGCGACGACGGCUACCAUGGAAACGGAUUCCUUUAUUGCGCUAUGGACGACGAGGGAAAGAACGUCUGCCACUACAACGAGGACUGUCCGCCGAGCAAGUACUGCGAUCGCCUAAACAGAAGGUGCAUCGAUCCUUGCUUGGAGACAAGCUGUGGCGAGAAGGCGGCCUGUCAGCCAGUGAACCACCAAGCACAGUGCAAAUGUCUGCUAGGAUACGAAGGAAAUCCUUUGAUCGGCUGCACCACGAUAUCCUCGGAUCCUUGCGUCCCAAAUCCUUGCGGUUUGGACGCGAUGUGCGAGAACGACAACGGCAAUCCUGUCUGCUUCUGUCCGAAGGGCUUGACCGGUAAUCCGUUCGAGCAGUGCAUUCCAGACGGCGACAAUUGCCAAGGCAAUCCCUGCGGAAUCAACGCAGGCUGCCGUUUGGUAGCGGGCGACAUCAGAUGCUUCUGCCUGCCAGGCUACGAGGGUUAUCCUCCUCUGACACCAUGCGUGUUGCCCAGUAACCCUUGCGAGCCGUCACCCUGCGGACCCAACACCCAAUGCACCGUUCUCCACAAUGGACUCUCCAAGUGCACUUGCUUGCCCGGUUACAUCGAAAGUCCCAAUACCAUCAGAGGUUGCGCGCCGAAAUCCGACCAGUGCGAGCCAAAUCCCUGCGGCCUCGGCGCAAGCUGCGACGCGAACAGAAUACCACCUUGCUACUGUCCCGUGAACACUGUCGGCAAUCCUUAUCAAAGUUGUGCCUCACCACCGGACAAUGUUCACGAUCCGUGCUUGCUGAUCCCUUGCGGCAAGAACGCGAUCUGCGUCAACGCGAACGGCAUCGCCAGAUGCGAAUGCGUCCCACCGUACAUGGGAAAUCCGUAUAUGGAUGGUUGCGAGGCCGAGUGCAUCGUGAACCAGGACUGCGACUCUCAUCUGGCCUGCUUCAAUCAACAUUGCAGAGAUCCCUGUCCAGGUGUGUGCGGCGCCAAUGCGAAGUGCGAGGUGGACAGCCACGUUCCCAUCUGUUCUUGUCUGCCUGGAUACACCGGCGACCCGUUCGGGUCUUGCAAGAUCGAGAAAUCACCGCUUCCGGCUCAGAAUCCUUGCAUGCCAUCGCCUUGCGGUCCGCACAGUAUUUGCCGUGUGAUGAACGACCGCGCCGUCUGCUCCUGCAGCCCGGGCUACCACGGCACGCCGCCAUCUUGUCGGCCAGAGUGUCUAGUCAGCUCCGAUUGUCCUAUUCACCUCGCUUGCAUAGGGCAAAAGUGCAGCGACCCUUGCCCCGGCUUGUGCGGCCAGAAUGCUCUGUGCCAAGUCGUCAGCCACAAUCCUCUUUGCAGCUGUCCUCCUGAGUUCACCGGGGAUCCGUUCACUCAAUGCGUCAAAGAAGUUAUACCGAUACCUGGACCCAAGAACCCCUGCGUGCCAUCUCCCUGCGGACCAAACGCAGACUGCCGAGUGCAAGAGGAUCAUCCUGUCUGCACCUGCAUCAGCGGCAUGUUCGGAGCACCGCCGAACUGUAGGCCGGAGUGUCUGAUCCAUCAGGACUGCCCCAACUACCUCGCCUGCGUCCAGAAGAAGUGCGUGGAUCCUUGCGCUGGAUCCUGCGGGUUCAACACGAACUGCACUGUCCAGAGUCAUCGACCUAUGUGUCAGUGCUAUAGUGGAUACGAAGGGGAUCCUUUCUCAGGAUGCAGCAAAGCUUCUUACCCGGUGUCAUUACCUUGCGACCCAUCGCCUUGCGGAGCGAAUGCUGUCUGCAAAGAAAGGAACGGAGUCGGGUCCUGCGCCUGUUUGCCUGACUACACCGGCGAUCCUUACGCAGGCUGCAGGCCGGAAUGCGUUCAGAACUCCGACUGCGUGCAGUCGAAGGCCUGCAUAAACAACAGAUGCAAGGACCCUUGCCUGGGCGCUUGUGGAUUGAACGCACAGUGUCAAGUUAUCAACCAUCAAACCGCUUGCAGCUGUUUGCCCGAUUAUACUGGCGAUCCACUGAAAUCCUGUCAUUUGGCACCCGUCACACCGCUCCCAGGCGAUCCAUGUCAACCGUCUCCUUGCGGACCAUACAGCAAUUGUCGCGUGAUUGACAACCAUGCAGUCUGCUCUUGCCAGCCGAACUACAUUGGCAGUCCACCGCAGUGUCGUCCAGAGUGUGUGGUCAGCACCGAUUGUGCUCAGAACGCCGCCUGCAUCCAUCAGAAGUGCGGCGACCCUUGCGUGGGCACUUGCGGACAGAACGCCGACUGCCAAGUGAUCAAUCACAAUCCUGUGUGCAGUUGUUCCUCCGGAUACACCGGUGAUCCGUUCUUCGGAUGCGUCAAAGAACCCGAGGGCAAGGUACCAGAAAAGGAACCAAGCGGCAACCCGUGUCUUCCAUCGCCUUGCGGAGCGAAUUCUCAAUGUCGCGUGAUAGACGGCUUCCCCGCCUGCUCCUGUCUACCUAACUAUGUAGGCAGAGCACCCAACUGCCGGCCGGAAUGCGUCAUCAACGAUGGCUGCCCUGGAAAUUUGGCUUGUCAGAACGAACAGUGCGUCGAUCCUUGUCCCGGCUCUUGCGGCAUCAACACAUACUGCAAUGUCGUCAAACACAAUCCCGUUUGCACCUGCAGCCCCGGCUUCACUGGGGAUCCGUUCACCGAGUGCACUCUGAUCGUGGAAGUACCCACCACGACGGAGCAACCUCGGACACCGUGCAACCCGUCUCCCUGCGGCGCUAACGCAGUGUGCAACGAGAGGAACGGCGUAGGAUCCUGUACCUGUCUCUCGGAGUACAUCGGCGAUCCUUACACAGGCUGCAGACCGGAAUGCGUCACGAACACCGACUGCGACCGCGACAAGGCGUGCCUGAACAACAAGUGCGUGAACCCUUGUCCCGACACCUGCGGUCAAGGAGCCACCUGCAGAGUGGUGAACCACGCUCCAUCCUGCUCCUGUCUACCAGGAUACACGGGCGAUCCUUUCAACGCUUGCGUCGGAAUCGAGGACAGGCCGCAGCCGAUCCCAGAGAAUCCUUGCGAGCCAUCGCCUUGCGGACCCAACAGCAACUGUCGCGUGCACAACGAGCACGCUGUCUGCCUAUGCCAGCCGGGAUUCGUGGGAAUACCACCCACCUGUCGUCCAGAGUGCACGGUCAGCUCCGAGUGUCCCCAGAACAAGGCGUGCAUCGAGAACAAGUGCGCCGAUCCUUGUCCAGGAUCCUGCGGAGUGAACACCAAGUGUCUGACCGUGAACCACAAUCCCAUCUGCACCUGUGCACCUGGGUUCACCGGCAAUCCACUAGUUCAGUGCACCAGACACAACGUGUCCGACGUGCCGGACAAGGAAGCUGAGAACCCGUGCUCCCCGAACCCUUGCGGGCCGAACUCUCAAUGCAGAGUGAUCGGCUCUCAGCCAGCCUGCUCCUGUCUGCUCAACUUCAUUGGACGUCCUCCGAACUGCAGGCCAGAGUGCACCGACGACUCCGAGUGCUUCCACUCGGCCGCUUGCAUCAACCAACGCUGCAAGAACCCUUGUCCCGGAGCCUGCGGGGAACUGGCCAGGUGCAACGUUCAGAACCACCUUCCCAUCUGCACUUGUCCUGAGGGCUACGAAGGCGACGCUUCUGUCCGUUGCACUUUGGCACCGAGUCCCACGACGGACAUCAGCGUGGCCAACCCGUGCUCGCCGAAUCCUUGCGGCCCUAACGCUCAAUGCCGCGAGAGGAACGGCGCUGGAGCCUGCGCCUGUCCACCAGAUCUGAUCGGCGAUCCCUACGACAACGAGAGAGGAUGUCACAGAGAGUGCGAGUUGAACAACGACUGUGCCCCGCAGUUGUCUUGCAUCGGGUUCAAGUGCACCGAUCCUUGUCCAAGCACUUGCGGUACUUUGUCCAUCUGCAAUGUUCAGCAACACGUGCCGGUGUGCACCUGUCCUCCUGGGUACACGGGAGAUCCGUACUUCGCUUGCGAGAUCAAGGAAAUGUCGAAGGGACCUCCGUUAGAUCCGUGCUCGCCGUCCCCCUGCGGACCCAACAGCAAGUGCCGUGAAGUGAACGGACAGGCUGUGUGCACGUGUCUUCCAGAGUACAGCGGAAUUCCGCCGAGCUGCAGACCGGAAUGCGUCGCGAACGGCGAAUGUCCGCCUCAUUUGGCCUGCUUGAACAAGAAAUGUACCGAUCCUUGUCCGAACACCUGUGGAUUGAGGGCUCAAUGCACCACCAAGAAUCAUAAUCCUAUUUGCUCGUGUCCUGUCGGCUUCACUGGUGAUCCUUUCACCCAGUGUACGCUUAUCGCUUACAACACCACCUCGGUAUCGGAACGCCCGCCGUCUUGCACUCCGUCGCCUUGCGGACCGAAUUCCCUGUGCCAAGUUAUAUCCGGAAACCCUGCGUGUUCAUGUCUGCCAAAUUACAUUGGAGUUCCUCCCGAGUGCAGGCCGGAGUGUAUUCUGAGCUCCGAGUGCAAGAGCCAUCUUGCCUGCGUCAAUCAGAAGUGUCAGGAUCCCUGCGUGGGCUCCUGCGGAGUGAACGCUCAGUGCCAUGUCCUCAAUCACAUACCCGUGUGCACCUGCAUGGCAGGAUUCACCGGUGAUCCGUUCACGCAGUGCAUCGUCCUUCCUCCGACCACGUUGCCACCAAUCAGCGACCCCUGCAACCCAUCACCUUGCGGACCCAACGCUCUCUGCACGAACGGCGACUGCCAGUGUCUCCCAGAGUACAUUGGCAACCCCUACGAAGCCUGUCGUCCGGAAUGCGUCCUCAACCUGGAGUGCCCUCGCGACAGGACCUGCCUACGAAACAAGUGCAAGGAUCCCUGCCCAGGAGCCUGCGGUCAGAGCGCCCUGUGCGACAUCGUGAACCAUAUACCCAGCUGCUCUUGUCCUCCUGGAUACGUUGGAGAUCCUUUCGUCAACUGUCGUAUCCAGCCACAAGUCCCAAUGCCAUCGAGGGACCCGUGCUCUCCGUCACCCUGCGGACCGAACAGUCAGUGCCGCAACAUAGAGGACCACGCUGUGUGCUCCUGUCUGCAAGGAUACCUCGGAUCCCCGCCAUCUUGUAGACCAGAAUGUGUAGUCAGCUCGGAGUGUCCACCGACUCGAGCCUGCGUGAACAAGAAGUGCACCGAUCCUUGCUUAGGCUCCUGCGGCCUGAACGCGAGGUGCGAGGUGAUCAAUCAUUCGCCGAUCUGCAGUUGCUUGCCUGGUCAGACCGGGGAUCCCUUCAAGAGUUGCUACGACGUGCAAACCAUUCCAGAGUCCAAGGACACUGGCGAGCCCUGCAACCCGUCACCCUGCGGACCGAACGCCCAGUGUCAGGAUGUAAACGGCUACCCAUCCUGCUCCUGCCUGCCCGCGUACAUAGGAACGCCGCCAUCUUGUCGACCGGAGUGUCUGAUCAAUCCCGACUGCCCUACCGACAAGGCCUGCAUCAAUUCGAAGUGCACGGAUCCCUGUCCAGGGUCCUGCGCUGAGAAUGCCAAGUGCAUCGUUGUCAACCAUGCUGUCAUAUGCACCUGCACCGGAGGAUUCACCGGGAAUCCGUUUGUGCAGUGCGUCGAGCUGGAAGAGGAAGCAAUCAAUCCCUGCGAGCCGUCACCUUGCGGUCCCAACGCGGUCUGCCAGCAACGCGACAACGUCGGGGCCUGCAUAUGCAUCGACGACUACCACGGCAAUCCCUACGAGGGCUGCCAACCGGAGUGCAUCCUCAGCUCGGACUGUCCGACGAACAAAGCCUGCGUUCGCAACAAAUGCGAGGACCCUUGUCCAGGAAUAUGCGGGGUCCGUGCUCAGUGCUCUGUCAUCAAUCACAUCCCAACGUGCACCUGUGAACCCGGCUACGUGGGAGAUCCGUUCACCAUCUGCAACCUGCCGAUAGCAGCGGACACAGAGCCCUCAGUGGUAGAUCCUUGCAGUCCAUCGCCAUGCGGACCGAACAGCUUGUGCAGAGCCGUGAACGAACAAGCCGUCUGUACCUGCCACGAGAACUUCAUCGGAACUCCUCCGAACUGCAGACCCGAGUGCGUCGUCAACUCCGAGUGCCCGCAGAACAGAGCCUGCUACAAGCAUAAGUGCACGGAUCCUUGUCCGGGAACCUGUGGAGUCGGAGCGAACUGUCGCGUCAUCAACCAUAAUCCGCUGUGCAGCUGUCCACAGGGCACCACCGGGGAUCCGUUCUCAAGAUGCUUCCCGCAGACAGUCACGCCGAUUCCUCCGAUUGGUGAUCCAUGCGCGCCAAGCCCGUGCGGCCUUUAUGCCGAAUGCAGAGCGAUCGCCGACCAAGCUGCCUGCUCUUGCCUGAAGAAUUACAUCGGACUGCCGCCGAACUGUCGGCCAGAGUGCGUUGUUAACACGGACUGUCCAUCGAACCAGGCCUGCAUCUCCGAGAAGUGUCGGGAUCCUUGCGUCGGGUCAUGUGGCCAGAACGCAGAUUGCCGGGUGCAGAAUCACAUUCCUGUUUGCCUCUGCCAACAGGAAUACACUGGCGACCCCUUCACCCUGUGCACGCAGCUUAUCAAACAACCGAAACUACCUGAAGACCUAUGCAACCCAUCCCCUUGCGGACCGAACGCAGAAUGCGACGAGGGCAACUGCAAAUGCCUGCAAAAUUACUUCGGCGAUCCCUAUUCCUACUGUCGUCCAGAAUGCACUAUGAACUCGGACUGUUCUCGAGUGAAAGCAUGCGUCAAUCAUUAUUGCGUGGAUCCUUGCGUGGGCACGUGUGGCACGAGCGCGCGUUGCGACGUUGUGAAUCACAUCCCAAUGUGCAGUUGUCCACCAGGCACCACUGGAGAUCCAUUCACUCUGUGUCGACCGCACAUAGCUGACGAACCCAGAAAACAGCCCUGCACCCCAUCACCUUGCGGUGCAAACAGCAUCUGCAAAGUGGUGAACGAUCACGCGGUCUGCUCUUGUCAGCCAGGAUUGAUUGGCAGUCCUCCAGCCUGCAGGCCCGAGUGCAUAGUCAGCGCUGAUUGUCCUUUGACUCAAGCCUGCCUCGGUAAUAAGUGUCAGGACCCGUGUCCCGGCACCUGCGGACAGAACUCUAAGUGCCAUGUCGUCAACCAUAAUCCGAUAUGCAGCUGCUACGAGGGGCACACCGGCGAUCCUUUCACUAGGUGUUACCCGAUGCCCAGAGAACCUCCAAGGCCCGUGAACCCGUGCCAGCCAUCGCCGUGCGGCCCGAACGCGGAGUGUCAAGUGCGCGGCGAGAGUCCCGUGUGUUCGUGUACACAAAAUUACAUCGGCGUGCCGCCGAAUUGCCGGCCCGAGUGCACGAUCAAUCCGGAGUGCCCGCCGCAUUUGUCGUGUUUGCAACAGAAGUGUCGCGACCCGUGUGUCGGUUUGUGCGGUUCGAACGCGCAGUGUUCGGUGGUGAACCAUCAGGCGGUGUGCGCCUGCACCGAAGGCUACACCGGAAAUCCGUUCAGCGUUUGCGAGCCGGUUGCCCAGGAUGAACGCCCAAGCAUUAGGGAACCCUGCAGGCCUUCCCCGUGCGGUAUCAACGCUCUAUGCCGUGAGAACAACGGCGUCGGCCAGUGUUCCUGUCCACCAGACUUCCUAGGUGACCCGUACACCCGCUGCAGGCCCGAGUGCACGCAAAAUUCCGAUUGCGCGAAGACCAUGGCCUGCAUGGGCGUCAGGUGCAGGGACCCCUGUCUGGGCACCUGUGGACUGCAGGCCCAAUGCCAAACCGUCAAUCAUGUGCCCGUCUGUUCUUGUAACCCUGGACACACCGGCAACCCCUUCACCUACUGUACCCCGGCCCUGUCUGAUCCGACCCCCGUAGACCCGUGUAGCCAGUCCCCCUGCGGACCCAACAGUAAGUGUCGAAACGUGGACAGCCACGCCGUGUGCACCUGCCUCCCGAAUUUCACGGGGAACCCGCCGAACUGUCGGCCCGAGUGCGUGGUGAACAACGACUGUCCCCGGGAGUUGGCGUGCAUCAACCAAAGGUGCACGUCCCCAUGCGCGAACUCGUGCGGCAUCAACACGCAAUGCAGGGUGAUCAACCACAGCCCCAUUUGCUCCUGCAACAACGGAUACACCGGAGACCCGUUCACCACUUGCUUCCCUGCUCCACAACCACCCCAAAACGACAACGCUCUAGCCCCGAUAGACCCCUGCGUGCCAUCCCCCUGCGGUCUCUACGCAGAAUGCAGGAAUAUCGGAGGCACUGCGUCCUGCUCCUGUCUAAUCAGAUACAUUGGCUCCCCUCCGAACUGUCGGCCAGAGUGUCGGGUCAACUCCGACUGCCCCAUGAGCCUCGCCUGCACAGGAGAGAAGUGCAGAGACCCUUGUCAAGGCUCCUGCGGGGUCACCUCCCUCUGCACCGUGUACAACCACGUCCCCGUGUGCACCUGUCCCGAAGGUUACACCGGCGACCCCUUCAGCAACUGUUACCUGGCCCCCAUCGAACCACCUCAACCAGUUGUCACUGAUCCUUGCGCGUCCACGCCCUGCGGACCCAAUGCGCGCUGCAACAAUGGCGUGUGCACCUGUUUACCCGAGUAUCAAGGCGAUCCUUACGUUGGCUGUCGGCCGGAGUGCGUGUUGAACACCGAUUGUCCCCAGAAUCGCGCCUGCGUGAGGAACAAGUGCGUUGAUCCUUGUCCGGGCACCUGCGGCAGAAAUGCGCAGUGUCUUGUGUUCAAUCACGUUCCCAUGUGCAGCUGCCCUAAUGGAAUGGAAGGGAACGCUUUUGUUCAGUGUACCGUUGCACGAGAUCCUAUACAGCGCAACCCUUGCUCGCCCUCGCCCUGCGGGCCCAACAGCGUCUGCCGAGAGGUGAACAGUCAACCGGUAUGCAGUUGCGUGUCAGGUUUCCUGGGUGUACCGCCUGCUUGCAGGCCAGAGUGCACGGUAAGCUCGGACUGUCCUCUAACAGAAGCUUGUAGCAAUCAGAGAUGCGUGAACCCGUGUCCCGGCUCCUGUGGCAUCGGCGCAGUGUGCAACGUGGUUAAUCACAACCCGUUGUGCAGCUGCUCGCCAGGAUUAACUGGCGAUCCGUUCGUCCGGUGCAUUUUGCAACCGGACGAUGUACCGAUCACGAACCCUUGCGAACCCUCCCCGUGUGGUCCAAACGCGCAAUGUCGCGUCGCGAACGACGCACCCUCUUGUUCUUGCCUGCCGGAGUUCAUCGGCGCUCCUCCGAACUGCCGACCCGAGUGCAUCAGCAACAGCGAGUGCGCCAGCCAGCUGGCCUGCAUAAAUCAGAAGUGCAGGGAUCCUUGCCCGGGUUCUUGCGCUGCCAACGCCGAUUGUCGCGUUGUCAGUCACACACCGAUGUGCGUGUGCCCCGGCGACUUCACCGGCGACCCCUUCACUCAGUGCAACCCUAAGCCACCUGUGCCCGUCUAUCUCUCCCCCUGCGAACCAUCCCCCUGCGGCUUCAGCGCGGUCUGCAAAGAACAAAACGGCGUCGGCUCCUGCUCCUGUCUCCCCGAUUACAUCGGGAACCCCUACGACGGCUGUCGGCCGGAGUGCGUGAUCGACACGGAUUGCGCUUCCACCUUGAGCUGCAUCCGCUCGAGGUGCCAAAACCCGUGUCCUGGCACCUGCGGCGCCAACGCCGAGUGUCAGGUCAUCAAUCAUCGACCUGCGUGCACGUGCAUUGCAGGGUACAGCGGAAAUCCUUUCCAAUAUUGCACCUUGAUCCGUGAGAUAGAAGACACACAGUAUAAGGACCCUUGCAACCCCUCGCCCUGCGGCCCCAACAGUCAAUGUCGCGUGGUCAACGGCCAAGGAGUCUGCUCUUGCUUACCAGAAUACACAGGAUCUCCACCCAUGUGUCGUCCGGAAUGCGUUCUAAACUCAGAAUGCCCCGAGAACCGAGCCUGCAUGAACCGGAAAUGCGUGGACCCUUGUCCGAACUCCUGCGGCACGUUCGCCACUUGCGUGGUCCGCAACCACAGUCCGAUUUGCGCCUGCAGAGACUCGUACACUGGAGAUGCUUUCACCAGAUGCUUCCCAAUUCCACCACCUCAAGCACCCACGGAAGUCGAAGUUUCGCAACCCUGUUUCCCGUCUCCUUGCGGUCCGUACUCAGAAUGUCGCGUUGUAAACGGUGGACCGUCCUGUCAGUGUCUGGCCAAUUACAUUGGCAGCCCUCCCAGCUGUAGACCGGAGUGCACUAUCAAUCCCGACUGUCCUAGCGAUAGAGCCUGCAUCAGACAACGAUGCUCGGAUCCUUGCUCAGGGUCCUGCGGAGUUGGGGCACAGUGUAGCGUCUUCAAUCACGUGCCUAUGUGCAUGUGCAUCGAAGGGUACACUGGCGAUCCCUUCAGCAAUUGCUACCCUGCACCGCCUGAACAGACACCGCCCUCCGAGACCGAUCCUUGCAACCCAUCGCCUUGUGGGCCGAAUGCACAAUGCAACGCAGGUGUAUGCACCUGCUUGCCAGACUACCAGGGCGACCCUUACACCAGUUGUCGUCCAGAGUGCGUUCUGAACAACGACUGUCCUCUAAACAGAGCUUGCGUUCGCAACAAGUGCGUGGACCCUUGUCCAGGUACCUGCGGCAGAGACGCAAUUUGCAAUGUCCUGAACCACGUGCCAAUGUGCAGUUGCCCUAUGGGAAUGUCCGGAAACGCUUUCCUAUCCUGUGACAGAGUCGAAGAACCGCCCCAGACGAACCCUUGUAAUCCAACCCCCUGCGGACCCAACAGCCAAUGUCGAGCCAUAAACGGCCAAGCUGUGUGCUCUUGUGUGCAAGGAUACCUUGGCAGUCCGCCAUCUUGUAGGCCAGAGUGCGUAGUUAGCUCAGAUUGUCCCAGGAACCAAGCUUGCAACAACCAGAAGUGCAUCGACCCUUGCGUAGGCACCUGCGGAUUGAGGGCAUUGUGCCAGGUCGUGAACCAUAACCCAGUUUGCAGCUGCCCUUCGGGAUUCGCCGGUGAUCCGUUCACUAGAUGCGAGUUUAUGCCGAUGAUCACCCCGACAGAAGACACAUGCGAAUCCUGCCAAUGCGGACCCAAUUCGGUCUUCCAAACGAUCAACGGGAGCCCGUCCUGCGCCUGUUUGCCCGACUUUAUCGGUUCCCCACCGAACUGCAGACCCGAAUGCGUGAGCAACAGCGAGUGCUCGAGCAACUUGGCUUGCAUAAAACGGAAGUGUCAGGAUCCUUGUCCAGGAUCGUGCGGAUCAAACGCGGAAUGCCGCGUGGUCAGUCAUACACCCAUGUGCGGUUGCCUAACCGGCUAUACUGGCGAUCCCUUCACACAGUGUACACUAAAACGACCCGAACCCACGGUGUCCCCAUGCCAGCCGUCACCCUGCGGCCCCAAUGCGAUUUGCAAAGAGCAAAACGGAGCAGGUUCCUGUUCCUGCGCCCCGGAUUACAUAGGCAACCCCUACGAAGGAUGUCGACCAGAGUGCACAGUCAGCUCGGACUGUCCCUCGAAUCUGGCCUGCAUUCGGUCCAAGUGCCAGAACCCUUGUCCCGGCACCUGUGGCCCGAACGCAGACUGCACGGUGAUCAAUCACCUGCCGAGUUGCACUUGCUGGCCCGGAUACACCGGAGACCCGUUCUCCAACUGCUACGUACAGCAGCAGACCACCCCCGAGCCAGUAAACCCGUGUAACCCCUCUCCGUGCGGACCCAACAGUCAAUGCCACGUGUCGAACGGCCAGGCAGUCUGUGCCUGCUACCUUGGCUACGUUGGCAGUCCACCUGGAUGCCGACCGGAGUGCGUCGUCAGCUCAGAAUGCCCCCUGAACCGAGCCUGCAUCGGUCAAAAAUGCGACGACCCCUGCGCAGGCCGUUGCGGCGACAACACCGACUGCAGAGUCGUCAAUCACAGUCCGAUCUGCACUUGCAGAUUGGACUUCACCGGCGACCCCUUCACCAGAUGCUUCCCGACGCCAAAGCCAUCGCCAGCCCUCGUAGAAAACUCUUGCGUGCCAUCACCUUGCGGCCCCAACUCAGAGUGCCGCGACAUAGGCGGCUCUCCAUCCUGUUCCUGUUCACCGAACUACAUAGGUAGUCCGCCGAACUGUCGUCCAGAGUGUACCAUAAACCCCGAUUGCCCCAGCAACCGGGCUUGCAUGAGGGAGAGAUGCGCGGACCCCUGUCCUGGCUCCUGCGGGAUCGGAGCAACUUGCAAUGUGAUCCAGCACGUUCCCACGUGCGUUUGCCCCGAAGGUUUCACCGGAGAUCCAUUCACUAGUUGCCAGCCUUUACCUCCACCAUCAAUGGAUAUCCCGUCGAACCCCUGCAACCCUUCGCCGUGCGGCGUAAACGCGGAAUGCAAUAACGGAUUGUGCACCUGUCCUCUGAACUACUUAGGGGACCCUCUAAUUCGCUGUCAACCCGAGUGCGUGAUCAACGACGAUUGCCCCCAGAACAGAGCCUGCUCGCGCAACAGAUGCCUAGACCCCUGCACCGGCACGUGCGGUCAGAACGCGGUUUGCAAUGUCUACAAUCACAUCCCCAUGUGCAGCUGUCCAGCUGGCAUGUCCGGAAACGCGUUCGUAGUCUGCUCCGUCUUGCAAGAGUCGCUGCCUCAAGACCCGUGUAGGCCCUCCCCGUGCGGUCCCAACAGUCAAUGUCGCGUUGUCAAUGGCCAAGCUGUCUGCUCCUGCGUGCAGGGAUACCUAGGCACGCCCCCAUCCUGCAGACCCGAGUGCACCGUCAGCACCGAUUGCCCGCGCAAUUUAGCCUGCAGCAAUCAGAAGUGCAUCGAUCCUUGCUUGGGCACUUGUGGACUCAGGACACAGUGCCAGGUCGUCAGCCAUAAUCCGAUCUGUAGUUGUCUAGCGAGACACUCUGGGGAUCCUUUCACCAGAUGCGAUCCGAUACCGGAAACGCCACCCGUGCCCGUGAACCCCUGUCAACCAUCCCCAUGCGGACCGAACGCGCAAUGUCGCGUGGUGAACGACUCGCCAUCUUGCUCGUGCAUAGCCGAUUACGUCGGUGCACCGCCAAGUUGCAGGCCAGAGUGCGUCAGCAACAGCGAGUGCCCGGCGAACUUGGCUUGCGUGAACCAGAAGUGCAGGGACCCCUGUCCAGGUGCUUGUGGUUCCAACACGGAAUGUCGGGUCGUUAGCCACACGCCCAUGUGCGUUUGUAUGAGCGGGUACACCGGGGAUCCCUUCACCCAGUGCAUCGUGCAACAGCCAAUGAUUGUCGAAAACGUGUCACCCUGUACGCCGUCACCCUGCGGAGCAAAUGCUAUUUGCAAAGAGCAAAACGGAGCGGGUUCAUGUACUUGCGUGCAGGACUACAUAGGAAACCCCUACGAGGGCUGUCGCCCCGAGUGCACCGUGAAUUCUGACUGUCUCUCGAACCAGGCUUGCAUUCGCUCCAAGUGCCAGGACCCCUGUCCCGGCACCUGCGGUCAGAACGCGGUUUGCCAGGUGAUCAAUCACUCGCCCGCGUGCUCCUGCAUGGGUGGGUUCACCGGCGAUCCUUUCAGAUUCUGCAGCCCUGUUCUCCAAACCGACCUGGCGCCUGUAGACCCCUGCAAUCCAUCCCGCUGCGGUCCGAAUAGUCAGUGUAACGUUGUCAACGACCAGGCAGUCUGCGCUUGUCUACCUGAAUUCUCAGGCACUCCUCCCGGAUGUCGUCCCGAAUGCGUGAUGAGCUCCGAGUGUCCCGUCAACAGGGCCUGCAUCAACAACAAGUGUGUCAAUCCCUGUCCGCAACCUUGCGGAUUGAGCACCAAUUGCAGGGUGCUGAACCACAGUCCUGUCUGCAGUUGCAGAGAAGGUUAUACCGGAGAUCCCUUCAGUAGAUGCUUCCCCAUGCCAAGACCCCCACCUGGCCCAGUUGUAGAGAACCCUUGCGUCCCAUCACCUUGUGGACCCUACGCAGAGUGUCGCCAAAUUGGCGGCGCGCCUUCUUGUUCUUGUCUUACACCUUACAUCGGCAGCCCUCCCAAUUGUAGGCCAGAGUGUUCGAUCAACUCCGAUUGUCCUAGUAGUCAGGCUUGCAUAAACGAGAGGUGCAGGGACCCCUGUCCAGGUUCCUGCGGAGCGUCGGCCACCUGCAAUGUCAUCAAUCACACGCCGUCUUGUGUUUGCCCUGACGGAUUCACCGGAGACCCGUUCACCAGUUGCUAUCCCAGACCAAUCGAAGAGCCCGUAGUGCCCUCGGACCCCUGUAACCCAUCACCUUGUGGUCCGAACACCUUGUGCACCGACGGCAGAUGCUCCUGCCUGCCAGAGUAUCGAGGAGAUCCUUUCACAGGUUGUCGUCCGGAAUGCGUUCUCAAUAACGACUGUCCAAGCUCUCUAGCCUGCAUUCGUAACAAGUGCGUGGACCCAUGUCCGGGCACGUGCGGCGAGAAUGCGCAGUGCACCGUCUACAACCACAUCCCAAUGUGCAGUUGUCUGCCUGGAAUGACCGGGAACGCUUUCGUUUCCUGUCGUCCUAGCAGAGGACCCGAGGACCCCUGCAAUCCGUCACCUUGCGGACCCAACAGCGUCUGCCGCAUAGUAAAUGAGCAGGCGGUGUGCUCCUGCGUGGCCAGCUUCAUCGGAUCGCCUCCCUCCUGCAGACCCGAGUGCUCCGUCAGCUCGGAUUGUCCCAAGAACCAAGCCUGUAGCAAUCAGAGGUGCAUAAAUCCCUGCGCUGGAACCUGCGGAGUCAGGGCCCAGUGCCAGGUGACCAAUCACAACCCCGUGUGCAGCUGCCCGGCCGGCUUCACCGGCGAUCCUUUCGUCAGAUGCGAGCCUAAACUGGAGGAACCUCUGGCCCCUGUCAAUCCUUGCUACCCAUCGCCGUGCGGACCCAAUGCACUCUGCCAAGUCGUCAAUGAAUCGCCUUCUUGCUCCUGCAUACCUCAAUUCAGCGGAACUCCACCCAACUGCAGACCCGAGUGCAUUAGCAAUAGCGAGUGCGCGAUGCACUUGGCCUGCAUAAACAAUAAGUGCAGAGAUCCCUGUCCUGGCUCGUGCGGAGCCAACGCAGACUGCAGAGUUGUCAGUCACACUGCAAUGUGCGUGUGUCAAGCCGGCUUCGUUGGAGAUCCUUUCACCCAAUGUCUGGAAAGGCGACCUGAAAUACAAUCACUUCUCACCACCCCCUGCACACCGUCGCCCUGCGGUUCGAAUGCGAUUUGCAAGGAGCAGAACGGAGUAGGUUCCUGCACCUGUUUGCCCGACUAUAUCGGCAACCCUUACGAAGGCUGUCGCCCAGAAUGCGUUAUAAACUCCGAUUGCACGCCGACUCGUGCCUGCAUACGUUCUAAAUGCCAGGACCCUUGCCCCGGUACUUGUGGAACGAACGCGGAGUGCCAGGUCGUUAAUCACCUGCCGACCUGUACUUGCUUCCCUGGUUACACCGGCCAACCCUACCAGUUCUGUCAGCCAAUUGUGCAAGCCAUCGAAGAAAACCGAAAUCCGUGCUCCCCAUCGCCCUGCGGGCCGAACAGCAAUUGCCAGGUCGUGAACGAACAGGCAGUCUGCUCCUGUCUGCCAAAUUUCAGCGGCUACCCACCUGGUUGCCGACCGGAGUGCGUGGUCGGCUCAGAGUGUCCAUCCAAUCUAGCCUGCAUCAAUCAAAAGUGCGCGAACCCUUGUCCCGGCACCUGUGGCCUCGGCGCCGAGUGCAACGUGGUGCAUCACAGUCCUAUCUGUGCCUGCAGAACCAAGUAUACCGGCGAUCCGUUCACUCGUUGCUUCCCUAUGCCAGAACCUCCUACAUCGUUGGCGCCUUCGAACCCCUGCGUCCCUUCCCCGUGCGGCUCGAACGCAGAGUGUCGCGACGUAAACGGCAUACCUUCCUGUUCCUGUCUAUCUAAUUUCAUUGGCAGCCCCCCUAACUGUCGGCCAGAGUGCACAGUGCACUCGGAUUGUCCUCCCAGUCAAGCUUGCAUCAGAGAGAAGUGCAGAGACCCUUGCCCAGGCUCCUGCGGCGUGUACGCUCAGUGCAGCGUGCUGAACCACGUGCCUACCUGCAGCUGCAUCGAGGGUUACACUGGCGACCCGUUCACCAGUUGCAACCCCAAGCCCCCCGAACAACAACCGGUUUCCGAUGACCCGUGCAAUCCGUCCCCUUGCGGAGCGAACGCGGAAUGCAACAACGGCAUCUGCACCUGUCUCCAGGAAUUCAGGGGCGAUCCUUACGCGGGUUGCCGACCGGAAUGCGUCCUUAAUUCGGACUGUCCCUUCGAUCGCGCUUGCGUUCGCAACAAGUGCAACGAUCCUUGCGUUGGCACUUGCGGCCAGAACGCGGUCUGCAAUGUUUUCAAUCACGUCCCGAUGUGCAGUUGUCCUGAACGGAUGACUGGGAACGCUUUCGUAACGUGCAACCCGGUGCAAGAAGUGACCCCAGAAACCCCAUGCAACCCGUCUCCCUGCGGCCAAAAUAGCCUCUGUCGUCCCGUGAACAAUCAGCCGGUCUGCACAUGUCUCCAAGGAUACCUAGGAAGCCCGCCAUCUUGUCGGCCGGAAUGCGUAGUCAGUUCCGAGUGUCCCAGAAACGAGGCGUGCAACAACCUGAAGUGUGUGAACCCUUGCAUAGGGAGCUGCGGCAUUCGGUCGCAGUGUCAGGUCACGAACCACAACCCUGUAUGCAGCUGUCCCCCUGGAAUGUCUGGCGAUCCCUUCGUGAAGUGUGACCCAAUCAUGGAGACCGCGCCAGCAGUGAUAAACGUCUGCAAACCAUCUCCCUGUGGCCCGAACGCCCUGUGUCAGGUGACGAACGAUUCCCCAUCCUGCUCCUGCAUGCCUGGAUUCGUCGGCUCCCCGCCCAACUGCAGGCCCGAGUGCAUAAGCAACAGCGAGUGCGCCAGUAAUCUCGCUUGCAUGAACCAGAAGUGCCGGGAUCCUUGUCCUGGCUCCUGCGGAGCGAAUGCGGAGUGUCGCGUUGUCAGCCACACCCCCAUGUGCGUCUGCUCCAAUGGGUUCACGGGUGACCCGUUCACGCAAUGCGUGGUGUUCGACAAUCGACCGUCCACCCCAUGCUCGCCGUCUCCCUGCGGUUCGAACACCGUCUGCAAAGAGCAAGACGGCGUCGGUUCUUGUUCCUGUUUGCCCGACUACAUUGGCAAUCCUUACGAAGGAUGUCGGCCGGAAUGCACAGUCAGCUCGGACUGUCCCUCGAACCUCGCUUGCAUUCGAAACAAGUGCCAAGACCCCUGUCCUGGCACCUGCGGACAGAACACUGUCUGCCAGGUGAUCAACCACUCGCCCACGUGCUCCUGCAACCCCGGGUUUACCGGGGACCCGUUCAGAUUCUGCCAAGUUGCUAGAGAACCGGAUAUAGUCAGAGAUCCAACAGACCCCUGCGUUCCAUCCCCAUGCGGACCAAACAGUCAGUGUCGCGUGGUUUCCGGUAAUGCUGUAUGUUCCUGCCUCCCCGAGUACACCGGAAGUCCUCCCUCGUGCCGUCCCGAGUGCGUCGUAAGCUCAGACUGUCCCUCGAACCGAGCCUGCGUGAAUCAGAAAUGCGUGAACCCCUGUCCACGUCCGUGUGGUCAGAACACAAACUGUCUAGUCGUGAACCACAGUCCCAUUUGUACCUGCAAAGACGGGAACACCGGCAACCCUUUCACCAGGUGUUUCCCGCUUCAACCGCUGUCGACGUUACCAGAUCUACCUCAGAACCCCUGCGUACCCUCACCCUGCGGCCCCUACUCCGAGUGUCGAGAUAUUGGUGGCGCCCCGUCUUGUUCCUGUUUAGCUAAUUACUUCGGCAGCCCACCGAACUGUAGACCAGAGUGUACAGUAAACACAGACUGUCCCAGCGACAGAGCCUGCAUAAGGCAGAGAUGCAUAGAUCCUUGUCCCGGCUCCUGUGGAGUGGCGGCGAGGUGCACGGUGUUCAAUCACCUGCCGAUUUGCACCUGCAUCGAGGCUUUCACUGGCGAUCCUUUCACCAGUUGUUCUCCUGCUCCACCUGAAGUGCUAGUAGCCGAGGACCCCUGCAAUCCAUCGCCCUGCGGCUCGAACACGCAAUGCAACGACGGUGCCUGCACCUGUCUAGCAGAAUUCCAGGGCAAUCCCUACGUGGGUUGUCGCCCAGAAUGCGUCCUGAACAACGAUUGCCCCCUGAACAGAGCGUGUCUGCGCAACAAGUGUACGGACCCUUGCCCGGACACCUGCGGCCAGAAUGCAAUCUGCGACGUGUACAAUCAUGUUCCCAUGUGCAGUUGCCCUGUCGCCAUGACUGGCAACGCGUUCAUAUCCUGCAGUCCGUUCAGAGACCCAGUUGUGACCAAUCCCUGCAACCCAACACCCUGCGGACCGAACAGUCAGUGUAGAGAAGUGAACGGCCAGCCUGUGUGCACUUGCAUCCCCGGUUUCAUGGGUAUACCACCCACCUGCAGGCCAGAGUGCAUACUUAGCACGGACUGCGGGCCAACGGAGGCCUGUAUCAAUCAGAAAUGCAGUAAUCCGUGCGUCGGCACCUGCGGAAUUAGGGCAACUUGCCAAGUGGUGAACCAUAAUCCGCUUUGCAAUUGUCCUUCGGGUCUGACCGGUGAUCCUUUUGUUAGAUGCGUCGAUAAACCGUUGGAAGAGCCACCUCGAGAAAACCCGUGUAUACCGUCACCCUGCGGUCCAAACGCUCAGUGCCAAGUCGUCAACGAUUCCCCAUCCUGCUCUUGCCUACCAGAGUUCACUGGCUCUCCACCCAACUGCAGACCCGAGUGUGUCAGCAAUAACGAGUGCGCCAACGACAUGGCUUGCAUCAAUCAGAAAUGCCGGGACCCUUGUCCCGGAUCUUGUGGAACGAAUGCGGUGUGUCGCGUGGUGUCUCACACUCCCAUGUGCACAUGCUCGCCUGGUUAUACCGGGGAUCCUUUCACUCAGUGUGUCGUGGAACAACUCAUACCGAUAUACGUCCCGAAACCCUGCGCGCCAUCCCCCUGCGGAGCGAACGCUCUCUGCAGGGACAGAAACGGGGUAGGAUCCUGCUCCUGUUCGUCAGGAUACACCGGAAACCCGUACGAAGGUUGUCGACCGGAAUGCGUCCUUAACUCGGACUGUGUCCCGAGCAAGAGUUGCGUCAGCUUCAAGUGCGAGGACCCUUGUCCUGGCACUUGUGGUCAGAAUGCAGUUUGCCAGGUGAUCAAUCACAUGGCGACUUGCAGCUGCUUGCCUAGAUUCACUGGAGAUCCGUUCAGAUUCUGCCGCGAGGAAGAUAUAGUCACUUCACCGAGUCUUGCCAACCCCUGCCAGCCAUCCCCCUGCGGACCCAACAGCGUCUGUAGAGAGGUCAACGGGCAGCCAGUCUGCUCCUGUCUACCCGAGUACCUCGGUUCUCCACCUGGCUGCAGACCAGAGUGCGUAGCGAGCGCAGAAUGCGCUUCGAACCGCGUCUGCGUCAAUCAGAAGUGCACGAACCCUUGUCCAGAUCCCUGCGGAAGGAACGCCGAUUGCAGAGUCAUUAAUCAUAGCCCCGUUUGUUCCUGCCAACAAGGAUUCACCGGAGAUGCGUUCUCCAUUUGCUUCCCUACUCCACGUCCACCAUCGGAGCCGCUGACACCCACGCAACAAGACCCCUGUCUGCCAUCCCCUUGCGGCCCGUUCUCCCAGUGUCGAAAUAUCGGAGGAAAUCCAUCUUGCUCUUGUUCGCCUUCCUACAUCGGUACCCCGCCGAACUGUAGACCGGAGUGCACCAUCAAUGCUGAGUGCUCUAGUGCUCUAGCAUGCAUCAGGGAGAAGUGCAUGGAUCCUUGUCCAGGAUCCUGCGGCUUCGGAGCCAGAUGCAGCGUCAUGAACCAUGUUCCAGUUUGCUCCUGUCCAGAGGGAUUCACUGGGGAUCCUUUCAGCAGCUGCGUUUUGAGACCCAGCAUCUCUGAGGAGCCAGUCUCAGACCCCUGCAACCCAUCACCGUGUGGUUCAAACGCUCUCUGUCGCGACGGUUCUUGUUCCUGUCUCCCAGAGUACCAGGGAGACCCAUACUCGGGUUGUCGACCCGAGUGUGUCAUGAACAACGACUGUUCUCGCGACAGAGCCUGCUCCAGGAACAAGUGCAUCGACCCGUGCAUAGGCACCUGCGGUCAAAAUGCGCAGUGUCAAACCAUAAACCACGUGCCGAUGUGUAGCUGUCCUGCGGGAAUGUCCGGGAACGCUUUCGUCUCUUGUUCUCCAGUGCAGGAAGUGGUAGCCCAGAGACCUUGCUCCCCAUCGCCCUGCGGUCCUAACAGCCACUGCCAAGAAGUGAACGGCGUCGCAGUGUGCAAGUGCGUAGAGGGUUUCUCUGGGAAUCCUCCAACUUGUAGACCAGAAUGCGUCGUCAGCACAGACUGCGAACUGUCUAGAGCGUGCAUCAACCAGAAAUGCAGAGAUCCUUGCCCAGGUUCCUGUGCCCUAAGGGCCGAGUGCUCCGUGGUGAAUCACAAUCCCAUUUGCAGAUGUCCGUCCGGUAUGAGCGGCGAUCCGUUCACCAGUUGCAUUGCCAUAGUCGAACAGCCUCAGACACCGGUGAACCCUUGCUACCCAUCACCUUGCGGUCCAAACGCCCAGUGUCAGGUCGUGAACCAAGCUCCCGUGUGCACCUGUCUGCCAGAAUUUUCGGGUUCACCACCAAAUUGUAGACCCGAGUGCGUCACCAACAGCGAAUGCCCUAUUCGACAAGCGUGCAUCAACCAGAAGUGCAGAGAUCCUUGUCCUGGUCUAUGUGGAGCCAACGCUGAUUGCAGCGUGUUCAGUCAUACCCCAAUUUGCUCCUGCAGGUCAGAGUUCACUGGCGAUCCGUUCGUCCAGUGCACUCCUGUCCCUAUCGAAGACGAGAGACCAGCACCGUGCACUCCGUCGCCGUGCGGCGCGAACGCAGUGUGCAGGGUGUCGGGAAAUGCAGGCACCUGUUCCUGCCUGCCCGAUUACAUCGGCAACCCCUACGAGGGCUGUAGGCCAGAGUGCCUCGUCAAUUCCGACUGUCCUGUGAACCUAGCUUGCGUCAGAUCGAAGUGUCAGGACCCCUGUCCGGGUGCCUGCGGUCAGAAUGCAGUUUGCAACGCGGUGAACCAUGUUCCCAUGUGCUCGUGUAUUCAAGGAUACUCCGGGGACCCGUUCAGAUUCUGCAGUUUGAGACCAGUGAAUCAAGACACGCAAGUAGUAGACCCUUGCAAUCCAUCACCCUGCGGCCCUAACAGCCAAUGCCGCGUGAACAACAACCAAGCGGUAUGCACCUGCCUGUCUGCAUAUGUAGGCAGUCCGCCAAAUUGCAGACCCGAGUGCGUGGUCAGCACAGAAUGCCCUCUGACUCGUGCCUGCGUGAACCAAAAGUGCAGGGACCCCUGUCCAAAUUCCUGCGGCGUGAACGCCAACUGCAGGAUCAUCAAUCAUAGCCCGAUUUGCUUCUGCAACGACGGAUUCACCGGAGAUCCUUUCACUGCCUGCUUCCGAGCUCCUGAAACGUCUCUAGAACCCUUGCCACCGCAAAGAGACCCGUGUCUGCCGUCGCCAUGCGGUGCAAACGCGAUCUGCCAGAACGUAAGGCAAACUCCAGCUUGCACCUGUCUGCCGGAGUACCGCGGCAGUCCGCCGAAUUGCAGGCCAGAGUGCACCAUUAAUUCGGAGUGUCCCAGUAAUCAAGCAUGCAUCCGCGAAAGGUGCAGAGACCCCUGUCCAGGCUCUUGCGGUCUGAAUGCUCAGUGUUCGGUGUUCAAUCACGUGCCCAUAUGCUCGUGCAUCGAAGGGUACAGCGGUGAUCCUUUCAGUCGUUGCGAUCAGAAGAUCACUGCCAUCGAGCCAGCUGAGGUAGAUCUCUGCAACCCGUCGCCGUGCGGCCCGAACGCCCAAUGCGACAGCGGCAUUUGUACCUGUCUGUCCGGAUUCUUUGGAGAUUCGACCAUAGGUUGUCGACCAGAAUGCGUCUUGAACAACGAUUGCCCCCGUGACAGAGCCUGCGUUAGGAACAAGUGCGAAGACCCUUGUCUGGGCACUUGUGCGAACGGUGCUCUGUGCACGGUAGUCAAUCAUGUGCCGAUGUGCAGCUGUCCGGCCGGUUUCGAAGGCAAUGCUUUUACAUUCUGUCGCCCUGCCCUAGCCGAUGUACCAUCCUCUCCGUGUACUCCGUCACCCUGCGGACCGAACAGUCAAUGUCGCGCUAACAACGGUCAGGCAAUCUGUAGCUGCGUACCAGGCUACCUUGGAAACCCGCCGAACUGUCGUCCCGAGUGUAUCGUCAGCUCCGAUUGUCCGCCGAACGAGAUCUGCACCAAUCAGAAGUGCAGGAACCCUUGCAUCGGAACUUGUGGAUUAGGUGCUCGAUGCACUGUCGCUAAUCGUAAUCCCAUAUGCCACUGCCCUGAGGAAUUUACGGGGGAUCCCUUCAUUCGGUGUAUUCCACUUCCCUCGCGGCCUCAAGAACCGGUGAACGUUUGCCAACCCUCGCCAUGCGGACCGAAUUCUCAAUGCCAGAUCACAGGAAACUCCCCGUCCUGCACUUGUUUGCCGAGUUUCGUCGGUGCUCCGCCGAAUUGCAGACCCGAGUGCAUCAGUAACAGCGAAUGCGCGAGCAACCAAGCUUGCGUGAAUCAAAAGUGCAGGGAUCCUUGCGUCGGCUCUUGCGGUACUAACGCACUUUGCCGCACUGUCAGUCACACUCCAAUGUGCUACUGCGAAUCCGGUUUCACCGGAGAUCCGUUCGUACAGUGCUCGAUCAGGCCCAUCGAAGAGGAACGAGUGAAUCCCUGUUUGCCCUCGCCCUGCGGACCCAACGCGCAAUGCACCGAGAGGAACGACGUGGGUGCAUGCACCUGCUUGUCCGGAUACACGGGAAAUCCUUACGAAGGAUGCAGGCCCGAAUGCGUCUUAGACUCAGAUUGCUCGGCCACUAGAGCUUGCGUGAACUCGAAGUGCGUCGAUCCCUGUCCCGGAGUUUGUGGCACGAACGCGGAAUGCAAUGUUAUUAACCACCGAGCUUCUUGUUCUUGCUAUCCCAGUUACACCGGCGAUCCUUAUCGAUAUUGCACUGUUCAGCCGGCUGUUUCCGACGUUGCGACGACCGAUCCCUGCGCAACACCCCAAUGCGGGCCAAACAGUCAAUGUAGAGUGGUCAAUCAGGUAGCAGUUUGCUCCUGUCUCGCUACAUACGUUGGCACACCGCCAGGUUGUCGACCAGAAUGCGUUGCAAGCUCGGAAUGCCCCACGGACAGGGCUUGCGUGAACCAGAAAUGCGUGAACCCAUGUCCCGCGUCCUGCGGACAGAACACGAACUGUAGAGUCAUCAAUCAUGCACCUCUCUGCAGUUGCAUGAACGGGUACACCGGCGAUCCGUUCACCAUUUGUUUCUCAGUUCCAUUGACAGCACCGGUUGAAAACGAUCGAAUACCCAAAGAUCCUUGCAUCCCGUCCCCGUGCGGCGCUUAUUCAGAGUGUCGAAACAUUGGCGGAGCUCCCUCUUGCUCCUGUUUGGCAACGUACACCGGAAGUCCACCGAAUUGUCGACCGGAGUGUACCAUAAAUUCAGACUGCCCUGCGAAUCAGGCUUGCAUGCAGCAGAGAUGCAGAGACCCGUGUCCCGGAUCCUGCGGUUUCCGAGCCGAGUGCAGCGUAGUCAAUCAUGUCCCGAUUUGUUCCUGUCUGCCUAGUUUCACUGGGGAUCCAUUCACUAGCUGUUCCCUGGAAUAUCGUCCGAUCGAAACCGACCCCUGCGCAUCCUGCGGCUCGAACACCGAAUGCGCCAACGGUGUGUGCACUUGCCUGACCGAGUACUUCGGCGACCCGUACAGUAGUUGCAGACCGGAAUGCGUGCUAAGCAACGAGUGUCCAACAUCAAGAGCCUGCGUCCGAAACAAAUGCGUGGAUCCCUGCGCGGGCAUCUGCGGACAAAGCGCAAUAUGCAAUGUCUUUAAUCACGUCCCGAUGUGCAGUUGCCCAUCCGGCAUGUCAGGAAACGCGUUUGUGCUCUGUUCCCCUGCCCCAGCAGUGACGGCCAGUGACCCUUGCAACCCUUCACCGUGCGGUCCAAACAGCCGCUGCAGACAGAACAACAAUCAAGCGGUCUGUUCUUGCGUGGACGGUUACCUCGGCAGUCCGCCCACCUGUAGACCAGAGUGCACAGUCAGCUCGGACUGUCCGUUGAAUCAGGCUUGCACCAAUCAGCAAUGUCGAGACCCUUGCGUCGGCACCUGCGGCCUGAACGCAGACUGCAACGUCGUCAAUCACAAUCCGAUUUGCGUGUGCCGCGAGAGGAUGACCGGCGAUCCGUUUGUCAGAUGCUACCCGAUGCCCGCGAGACCAGUGGCCCCUGUGAACCCUUGCCAGCCAUCCCCCUGCGGGCCGAACGCCGAUUGCCAAGUGGUGAGCGACCAACCGUCCUGCUCGUGUUCGAGAGAAUACGUCGGUUCGCCGCCAAACUGUCGGCCAGAGUGUGUCAGCAACAGCGAGUGCCCUAAUCGGCUCGCUUGCGUCAAUCGGAGGUGUCGAGACCCUUGCGCGAACGCUUGCGGAGCGAACUCGGUCUGCAACGUCGUCAGCCACACGCCGAUGUGCGCUUGCAUGGGCGGGUACACUGGGGAUCCUUUCGCACAGUGUUCGCCUCAGCAGUUCGACGUUCAAGUCCCCAGACCAGACCCCUGCAACCCGUCACCCUGCGGAGCGAACGCGCUCUGCCAAGUGCAGCAAAAUGCAGCGGCCUGCACUUGCCAGACCGACUACAUAGGCAACCCGUACGAAGGCUGCCGGCCAGAAUGCACGCUCAGCUCAGACUGUCCGUCCAAUCAGGCUUGCAUCAGAUCCAAGUGCAGGGACCCUUGCCCGGGAACUUGCGGCCAAAACGCACAGUGUUUCGUUGUCAAUCACGCUGCCACUUGCAGCUGCUUCGAACGGUACACGGGAGAUCCUUUCGUGUACUGCAAUCCCUUGAGAGAACCACUACCGGACCCGACUCUCGCCAAUCCGUGCGAACCGUCGCCCUGCGGGCCAUACAGUCAAUGCAGAGAAUCGAACGGUCAAGCUACGUGCUCUUGCUUACCGAGUUACACCGGUGCGCCGCCUAAUUGCAGGCCGGAGUGCACCGUCAGCACCGAGUGUCCUUUGAACACCGCCUGCAGGAACAAUAAGUGCAUCGAUCCCUGUCCUAACUCCUGCGGCCAACAAAGCACCUGCAGAGUCGUCAACCAUAGUCCCGUAUGCUCUUGCAAGCCAGGCUUCUCCGGCGACCCCUUUACCUAUUGUUUCUUCAAUCCACCUGCCCCCGUUGUGGACAUACCAGUCGAUCCCUGCCUGAAUUCGCCCUGCGGUCCAAACUCCCAAUGCAGAAACAUAAAUGGCUCUCCCUCCUGCUCCUGUUCAAUCAAUUACAUCGGCGCCCCACCAAACUGUCGGCCAGAGUGUGUAAUCAACGACGACUGUCCGAGAAACCAAGCGUGCAUCCGCGAGAGAUGCCAAGACCCUUGCCCUGGAUCCUGUGGUUUGAACAGUGUCUGCGCUGUCCACAACCAUGUCCCCAUUUGCACCUGUCUGGAGGGUUACACUGGCGAUCCUUUCAGCAUUUGCCAGCCGAAACCAAUCAGAGACGAGCCUGUCGCGGACCCAUGCAGCAGCUCCCCUUGCGGUCCCAAUGCACAGUGCAGCAACGGCGUGUGCACUUGCUUGCCAGAAUACUCCGGCAAUCCUUACGUAGGCUGCCGACCCGAAUGCGUGCUGAACGCGGACUGUCCAAACGACAGAGCUUGCAUAAGGAACAAGUGUAUCGACCCUUGCCCCGGAGCUUGCGGCCAAAGUGCAAGCUGCAGAGCGAUCAACCACAUCCCCAUGUGCAGUUGCCCUCCCAACACCGUAGGAAACGCUCUGAUCCUUUGUUCACCUGCGCAAGCUCCCUCGACGACCAGACCUUGCAACCCAUCCCCCUGCGGUCCCAACAGCGUCUGCAGAGAGGUCAACGACCAAGCUGUGUGCACUUGUGCACCAGAAUACCUGGGAACCCCGCCUCUGUGCAGGCCAGAGUGCGUUGUCAGCUCCGAUUGCCCGAAGAACCAGGCUUGCGUGAACCAGAAGUGUAGGGACCCUUGCAUUGGCACUUGCGGCAUCUUAGCCAGAUGCUCGGUGGUCAACCACAACCCCACUUGCUACUGUCCGGAACGGUACACCGGGGAUCCGUUCAUCAGAUGCGACAUGAUCAGAGAUACGAUAGUGCCCACGAACCCCUGUCAACCAUCACCUUGCGGCCCAUACUCUCAAUGCCAAGUAGUCAAUGACUCCCCAUCGUGUACCUGCUUGCCCGAGUACAAAGGGAUUGCGCCCAACUGCCGACCCGAGUGCAUAGCCAACUCCGAGUGCCCCAGCCACCAAACCUGCGUGCAGCAAAAGUGCAGGGACCCCUGUCCAGGUCUCUGUGGAGAGAGUGCGGAGUGUCACGUGGUCUACCACGUACCCCAUUGCGUUUGCCCGAACGGUCUCACCGGCGACCCGUACACGCGUUGCUCCGCCAUAAUCCGUGAGCCGGAACCCUCGCCCUGUACGGAAGGCACAUGCGGCACCAACGCGUUGUGCAGAGAACGGGACGGUACCGGGGUUUGUUAUUGUCCUCCCGAGUACGUCGGCAACCCCUACGUAGGCUGUAGACCCGAGUGCGUGGUUAAUCCUGAUUGCCCGUCGAACCGCAUGUGCGUGCGAAACAAAUGCCAAGACCCCUGUCCCGGAACCUGCGGCCAGAACGCAGAGUGCACUGUCGUUAACCAUCAGCCCUUCUGCAACUGCCGGGCAGGGUUCACCGGCGACCCGUUCGUUGUCUGCACCAUGGAUACGGUCCCCGUGAAAGUGAAUCUGUGCAGUCCGUCACCCUGCGGGCCAAACAGCCAGUGUAAAGAGGUGUCAGGCCAAGCCGUGUGCUCUUGCCUGCCCACUUAUAUCGGCACCCCGCCUGGAUGUAGACCCGAAUGCGUCGCUAGCUCCGAAUGCCCCACGCAGCUCGCCUGCACGGACUACAAAUGCGUGAACCCGUGUCCCAGCCCCUGCGGCUUGAACACCAAGUGCAUUGUCGUGAACCAUAGCCCCAUCUGCAGUUGCAUGCCCGGAUUCAGCGGAGACCCGUUCACCACCUGCGGACCCGUCCCACCUGUCACGAUCCCAAGUCUGAUGGAGACUGACCCCUGCGUGCCAUCCCCCUGCGGCAAUUUCGCCCAGUGUCGAAACGUUCGCGGAUCACCCGCGUGCACCUGCUUGGAGGGCUACACUGGCCAACCACCGAACUGUAGGCCCGAGUGCACGAUCAGCUCCGAGUGCCAGAGCGACCUGACAUGCAUCAACAUGAAGUGCAGGGACCCCUGUCCUGGCUCCUGCGGUUCCGGCGCCCUCUGCGCAGUUAUGAAUCACAUUCCCGUGUGCAACUGCCCCGAGGGUUUCACCGGGAACCCGUUCACCCUGUGCCAGUUGUUACCGGCUACACCUCCACCAAGACCAGAGAAAGACGAAUGUGUCCCGUCACCCUGCGGCCCGAACGCGGAAUGCUCGAGGGGCGUUUGCGCGUGUAUGCCAGAGUUCCAAGGGAACCCCUAUCUAGGAUGCAGACCCGAAUGCGUUCUGAACACAGACUGUCCCCGCGACCGAGCCUGUUCGCGCAACAAGUGCGUGGACCCUUGCCAGGGCACCUGUGGCUUCAACGCCAUGUGCACUGUUAUCAAUCACGUCCCCAUGUGCAGCUGUCCCGGAAACAUGACGGGCAAUGCGUUCAGUCAGUGCACCCCUCUGCAAGAUAUGACACCCACUAAUCCGUGUAGCCCGACACCCUGCGGCCCGAAUAGCGAGUGCCGCGUUGUCAAUGGACAGGCGGUGUGCUCGUGCAUUCGGGGCUACCUGGGCAGCCCGCCCACGUGUAGGCCCGAGUGCAUAGUCAGCACCGAUUGCCCGCAGAACGAAGCCUGCAGCAACCAACGCUGCAUAAACCCUUGUCUAGGAACCUGCGGCAUCGGAGCCGAGUGCAACAUCGUCAACCAUAAUCCCCUGUGCAAUUGCCCGUUGCGAUUCACCGGAGAUCCCUUCGUUCAGUGCAUACCAUUCUUCGAGGAGCCGGUGGUAGAUCCCUGUCAGCCGUCGCCCUGCGGUCCCAACUCCCAGUGUCAGGUGAUUAACAACUCGCCCUCGUGCUCGUGCACGCCAGGAUUCUCGGGGAGCCCGCCGAAUUGCAGGCCGGAGUGCGUCAGUAACAGCGAAUGCGCGAGCCAGUUAGCUUGCAUCGGUCAGAAGUGCCGAGAUCCUUGCGCCGGAUCCUGUGGCAGCGACGCUAACUGUUACGUCGUCAGCCAUACCCCCAUGUGCACCUGUCUGGCCGGGUACACCGGAGAUCCGUUCACCCAGUGUGUCCUUAGAGAACCUGUGACCAUGCCCGCGCCCGUUGUCCCCUGCAAUCCAUCCCCCUGCGGCUCCAACGCGGUCUGCAAGGAGCAGAACGGCGCAGGCUCGUGCACCUGCGUUCAGAGUUACAUCGGCAACCCCUACGAAGGCUGUCGACCCGAGUGUCUCCUGAACUCCGACUGCCCCUCGAAUCAAGCGUGCAUGAACAAUAGGUGCAGGGAUCCCUGUCCAGGAACUUGCGGCCGCAACGCGGAGUGCCAUAUUAUCAAUCAUCUACCCGUUUGCGAGUGUUUCCCCAGACACACCGGCAAUGCCUUUGUCCUUUGCUCGCCAGUCCAGCCAGAUGUCGAUCAGACAAUCAGUAGACCCUGCAAUCCCUCGCCCUGCGGACCCAACAGUCAGUGCAGGGCCAUCAACGGACAGUCUGUUUGUUCCUGUUUACCCGAAUUCAUUGGUAGCCCGCCCGCGUGCAGGCCGGAGUGCACGAUCAGCGCAGAAUGCGCCCCUAAGAUGGCCUGCAUCAAUCAAAAGUGUAGAGACCCUUGUCCUGGAUCCUGCGGCUCGAACACUAGGUGCGAAACGAUCAACCAUAACGCCAUAUGCGCGUGCCAGUCUGGGUUCACCGGCGAUCCCCUUGUCGCUUGCUUCGAGAUGCCAACGGUAAAACCGGAGACAGUUCCAUCGUACGCGAACCCUUGCGUACCAUCACCCUGUGGACCCUAUUCCGAUUGUAGAGACGUAAACGGCCAGGCCUCCUGUGCCUGUCUAGCAGACUAUUCAGGAACUCCGCCGAACUGUAGACCAGAAUGCAUCCGAAACUCGGAGUGCCCUAGUAAUCAAGCUUGCAUCCAGAGGAAGUGUCGAUACCCUUGCGAAGGAGUCUGCGGAUUAGGAGCCCAAUGUUCGGUGAUAAACCACACACCUAUCUGUACUUGUCCCGAAGGAUUCACCGGGGAUUCCUUCGUCAGAUGUUCUCCCGCUAUAGUCCCCGUGGAGCAACCCGUGGACACAUGCGACUUGUGCGGAACAAACGCCCAAUGUGUCAAUGGCGUCUGCACCUGCCUGCCCGAGUACCGAGGAGACCCGUUAUUAGGCUGCCGUCCGGAAUGCGUGUUGAACCCGGACUGUCCGAGAGACAGAGCUUGCAUCAGGAACAAAUGCAACGACCCUUGCGCUGGAACUUGCGGGCAGAACGCUUUGUGCUCUGUCGUGAAUCACGUCCCAGUUUGCACUUGUCCACCGGGAACGUCUGGAAACGCGUUCGUAGUUUGCUCCACGAUGCAAGUACAAGCGCCCCAAGAUCCGUGCAACCCGACACCCUGCGGACCGAACAGUCAGUGCAGAAAGAUAAACGACCAAGCUGUCUGCUCUUGCAUACCCGGCUACCUAGACACCCCGCCUAACUGUAGACCAGAGUGCAUCCUCAGUUCCGACUGUCCCAGCGACAUGGCCUGCAACAACCAAAAGUGCAUUGACCCCUGUCCCGGCACAUGCGGCAUCAGAGCAGACUGCGUGGUAGUGAACCACAACCCGAUCUGCAGCUGCCCUCCGGACCUGACUGGCAACCCGUUCACGAUGUGUAUCAGGAGACAAGAAGAGCCGCCAGUCCUGAACCCCUGCGUACCGACACCCUGCGGUCCAAACAGCCGCUGUCAGGUGAUUAACAACUCGCCCUCCUGCUCGUGCUUGCCCGAGUUCCUCGGAUCCCCUCCGAACUGCAAGCCGGAGUGCAUAAGCAACAGCGAGUGCACCACCCACCUGGCCUGCAUCAAUCAGAAAUGUCGCGACCCUUGUCCCGGAUCCUGCGGCGCUAAUGCCGAGUGCCGAGUGAUCAGCCACACACCCAUGUGCGUCUGUUCUCUCGGUUUCAUGGGAGAUCCGUUCGUACAGUGUCUUCCUAGGCCAGCGAUCGAAGACACGACAAAGAAACCCACACCGUGCGUCCCGUCCCCAUGUGGCUCGAACGCGAUGUGUAAUGAACAAAACGGCGCUGCUUCCUGCACGUGUCUGCCUAAUUACGUCGGCAACCCUUACGAAGGUUGUCGACCAGAGUGCGUCAUCAACUCAGACUGCACGGCAGACAGAGCCUGCGUCAGAUCGAAAUGUCAGAAUCCUUGCCCUGGUUUCUGCGGCUACAACGCUGUCUGCCAGGUGGUAAAUCAUGCGCCCCUUUGCACCUGCCAGGCAGGAUUCACUGGGGACGCGUUCACCCAGUGCAAUAUCAUUCAAGAACAACCGAGACCAGCAGACCCCUGUAAUCCGUCACCUUGCGGAUUGAACAGCCAGUGCCGCGUGUCGAAUGGUCAAGCGAUUUGCUCCUGUUCACCCACAUUCCUAGGAACCCCGCCAAUGUGCAGACCGGAGUGCACAGUGAGCUCGGAUUGCGCUACGAAUCGCGCGUGCAAGAACCGCAAAUGCGUGGACCCUUGUCCAGGUAUUUGCGGCAUCAAUGCCAGAUGCGAGGCAAUCAAUCACAGCCCGAUCUGUAGCUGCAAUGCCGGCUUCACCGGCGACUCUUUCGUGAGAUGUUUCAAACUCGAAAUGGUAGCGGAGCCCGUGAACCCCUGCGUCCCAUCGCCCUGCGGUCCGUUCUCCGUCUGUCGAAUGUUAGACAACACGCAGCUGCCCAGCUGCUCCUGCAUGGAGAACUACAUAGGCAGCCCGCCGAACUGUCGACCAGAGUGCACGAUCGAUUCCGAGUGCGGUAGCGACAGAGCUUGUUUGAGACAGAGAUGCACUGACCCAUGUCCAGGAUCUUGUGGUCAAGGGGCGCAGUGUUUGGUGGUGAACCAUAUGGCUGUCUGCACUUGCCCCAAGGGCUACACUGGCGAUCCGUUCGUCAACUGUUUCGUAGAUACUCCUCCUUCACCGCUAGCUCCACAAGACGCCUGCAACCCAUCGCCCUGCGGCGCGAACGCGAUUUGUCGCGACGGCACUUGCACGUGCAUGCCAGAGUACCACGGUGACCCCUACUACGGAUGUCGUCCAGAGUGUGUCCAGAACCCAGACUGUCCCCUGGACAGAGCCUGCAACCGUAACAAGUGUUUCGAUCCUUGCAUGGGCGUGUGCGGUCAGAGCGCAGAAUGCGUGGUGAUCAACCAUACUCCCAUGUGCAGUUGUCCAGAUGGCAUGACUGGCAACGCGUUUACCACGUGCUACCCGGUUAGAGACCCACAGAUUGUAGAACCGUGCAACCCAUCGCCCUGCGGACCCAACAGCAGGUGCCAGGACUUCAGUGGUCAGGCAGUCUGCUCGUGCGCCCCUGGUUACAUAGGCAAUCCUCCGGCGUGUCGACCGGAGUGUCUGGUCAACACCGAUUGCCCUUUGAACGAGGCUUGCGUGAACUUGAAGUGUAGCGACCCGUGUCCUGGAUCCUGCGGAGUGUCCGCCCGCUGCCAAGUGAUCAAUCACAAUCCCAUCUGCAGCUGUCCUCCAGUUUUCACCGGAGAUCCUUUCGUCCGUUGCGUACCCAGACCCGAGGAACCCGUGACCCCCACGAACCCUUGUCAGCCGUCACCGUGCGGUCCCAACGCGGUCUGCCAGCUGAUCAACAAUCAACCGUCCUGCUCCUGCAAGGCAGAGUUCAUUGGCACCCCUCCCAACUGCAGACCCGAGUGCGUCAGUAACAGCGAGUGCAAUAACAACCUGGCCUGCAUCAAUCGCAAGUGCAGGGACCCCUGUCCAGGCUCCUGCGGCUCCAACGCAGAAUGUCACGUGGUGAACCACGUGCCUGCGUGCACCUGCAUGAGGGAUUUCACCGGAGAUCCUUUCGUUCAGUGCACUGCCAAGCCGCCGGUACCAGCGAUUCCAACGCGACCCUGCCAGCCGUCCCCGUGCGGAGCAAACGCCGUUUGCCUCGAGCAAAAUGGGGUCGGCUCUUGCUAUUGUUUGCCCGAAUACAUCGGCAAUCCUUACGAAGGAUGUCGGCCGGAAUGCACCAUCGCGUCGGACUGCCCGUCUCAUUUAGCUUGUAUCAAUCUCAAGUGUCAGAAUCCUUGUCCCGGUGCUUGCGGCGGCAAUACAAACUGCCAGGUUGUCAACAACCUUCCUGUGUGCACCUGUUUGCCACAGUACAACGGUGACCCCUACGUGAACUGUUUGUACAAACUGCCCACCAUCGAAGAAGACGAGCCCGACGUAUGCAGACCGUCACCCUGCGGACCGAAUAGUCAGUGCCAGAAAAUCAAUGGCCAAGCCGUGUGCUCUUGCCUGCCCCAAUACGUAGGAACUCCUCCAAGCUGCAGACCCGAAUGCGUCGUCAAUUCGGAAUGCAACUCGAACCUAGCUUGCGUGAACCAGAAGUGCAGGGAUCCCUGCGUCGGAACCUGCGGUCGCAAUGCACAGUGCAAAGUCAUUCACAAUAGCCCGAUCUGUAGCUGCGGGGAUGGUUUAACAGGGGAUCCAUUUGUCUACUGUUUCCCCAUAACAACACCUCAACCGGCGGAUCAGUAUCCAAAAGACCCAUGCAUUCCGUCCCCUUGCGGUCCAAAUGCGCUAUGCAAGUCUUUAGGCGACUCUCCCGUGUGCACCUGUAUGAACAGCUACAUAGGCGUGCCUCCCAACUGUCGACCAGAGUGCACCAUGAACUCGGACUGCACGGCGAACAGAGCCUGCAUCCGAGAGAAGUGCAGGGACCCUUGUCCAGGAUCAUGCGGCGUCGGUGCAAGGUGCACUGUGGUCAACCACACGCCUGCUUGCACUUGUCCCGCGGGUUACACCGGUGACCCGUUCACCAGUUGCUCACCUGUUCCUCCGCCCGACAUGACAGAGGCCCCGACAGACCUUUGCAACCCUUCGCCAUGCGGACCGAACGCGCAAUGCCGCGACGGCACGUGCACUUGCUUGCCCGGUUACCUGGGCGACCCCUACAGUAUCUGCCGCCCCGAAUGCGUCAUCAAUACCGACUGCCUCCGAACCGAAGCCUGUAUACUGCACAAGUGCAGGAACCCCUGCGUGGGUACCUGCGGAGCGAACGCCGAGUGCAACGUGGUGAAUCACUUGCCGAUGUGCAGUUGUCCUAGGAACACGACCGGCAGUGCGUUCGUGGCUUGUAGCCCGAUGAGAGACAUGACCGUCGUCGACCCCUGCAACCCAUCCCCGUGCGGUCCCAACAGCCACUGUCGUUCCUCGAACGGACAAGCAGUGUGCACUUGCGUCAACGGGUUCAAAGGAUCGCCACCCUCCUGCAGGCCGGAGUGCAUCGUUAGCACCGAUUGCCCGCGUAACAGGGCCUGCAGCAACCAGAAAUGCAUUGACCCCUGUUUGGGCGCUUGCGGAUUAUCCGCGCAGUGCACCGUCAUCAAUCACAACCCCGUAUGCAGGUGUUUCGACCAGUUCGUCGGGGAUCCGUUUGUGCAAUGCACUCCGCCCAGCAAGUUACCGGAUGUCCCAGUGAACCCUUGCCAACCCUCGCCCUGUGGACCCAACGCAGUCUGUCAGGUAAUCAACAACACACCUUCGUGCACCUGUCUCCCACAAUUUAUAGGAAUCCCGCCGAACUGCAAGCCGGAGUGCGUGAGCAACUCCGAGUGCCCAGUACAACAAGCCUGCAUCAAUCAGAAAUGUAGAGAUCCCUGUCCAGGAUCUUGCGGAAGGAACACCGAGUGCAGGACAGUCAGUCACACCCCGACGUGCAACUGCGCGAGCGGCUUCACCGGAGACCCAUUCGUGCAGUGCACCCCUCAGCCCAUGGAAGACAUCCCAGCCAGAGUGAACCCCUGUCAACCGUCACCUUGCGGCGCGAACGCCAUUUGCCGCGACACCUACGGUUCGGCUCUGUGCAGCUGUCUGCCCGAUUUCUACGGCAAUCCCUACGAGAACUGCCGACCCGAGUGUCUCAUUGACUCGGACUGUCAGUUCAACCGAGCCUGCAUCAGAAACAAGUGCCAGGACCCUUGUCCGGGCACCUGUGGACUGAACGCAGUCUGCCAGGUUGUCAAUCACAUUCCCACCUGCAGUUGUAGGUCCGGUUACACAGGAAAUCCAUUUAGAUCCUGCGGCGUCCUCGAAGAACCCCCAGCCAAGCCAUCCAUCGCGAACCCGUGCCAACCGUCGCCGUGCGGUCCGAACAGUCGUUGCCAAGAUGUCAACGGUCAGGCUAGCUGCUCCUGCUUGCCCACUUUCAAAGGAACCCCGCCGGCCUGUAGACCAGAAUGCGUUGUCAGCGCCGAGUGUCCCGUUAACCAAGCCUGCAUGGCACAGAGAUGCGUUGACCCUUGUCCAGGCGUGUGCGGUGUGAGCGCUAGAUGCGAGGUGUUCCACCAUAGCCCCAUAUGCAGUUGCAGCGCCGGUCAGACCGGAGAUCCUUUCGUAAAAUGCUUCGACGUUGCCACCAUAGUACCGUCCACCCCCGUGAACCCCUGCACACCAUCGCCCUGCGGACCGUUCUCCCAGUGCCAAGACGUAGGGGGAAUUCCGUCCUGCUCCUGCCUACCCAGUUACGUCGGCUCUGCCCCUAAUUGUCGACCGGAAUGCUUGGUGAAUUCCGACUGCACCAGCGACAAAGCCUGCGUCAGAGAAAGGUGCAUAGAUCCUUGCCCCGGAUCCUGCGGAUCGAACGCGCUGUGCAACGUGAUCAACCACACGCCGUCGUGCACCUGUCCCGCUGACUUUGUAGGCGACGCUUUUACCAGUUGCCAGCCGAGACCUGCAACCCCUCCAGCACCCUCGGACCCCUGCAACCCUUCGCCCUGCGGCCCGAACACCCAGUGUCGCAACGGGGCGUGUACCUGCAUAAGCGAGUACCGCGGCAACCCCUACGAAGGCUGCUACCCCGAGUGCAUUCAAAACUCGGACUGCAGUCGCACCAGAGCCUGCUCCAACAACAAGUGCGUGGACCCUUGCGCGGGCGUCUGCGGUCAGAACGCAGAGUGCGUGGUCGUGAACCACAUUCCCACCUGCAAUUGCAUAGAGAACUACGAGGGAGACUCGUUCACCCUCUGUAAACCUGUUCAAAAACGCGUGAGACCCUGCGAGCCCUCGCCCUGCGGACCCAACAGCGUAUGCCGCGAUUUCGGCGAACAGGCCUCCUGCUCCUGCCUCCCUGGAUACUUCGGGACUCCGCCUAGUUGCAGGCCCGAGUGCCUCGUGAACACCGACUGCGAGCAGAGUAGGGCUUGCGUGAACCAGAGAUGUCAGAACCCCUGCGAAAACACUUGCGGUCAGGGCGCAUUGUGCGCCGUUCGCAACCACAACCCCAUUUGCAGCUGCCCCGACCAGUUUUCUGGCGAUCCAUUCGUCAGCUGCUUCCCUAUCCAACCGAACAUGGAAUCAAGCCUGGAACCAAGCCUGGACCCGUGCACCCCCUCGCCGUGUGGACCGAACUCCCAGUGCACCGUAAUCAACAAUAAACCGUCCUGCGCCUGUAUGCCCGAGUACAUAGGAUCUCCUCCCAACUGUAGGCCCGAGUGUCUCGUGAACAGCGAGUGCCCUGGCAAUCAGGCCUGCGUUAAACAGAAGUGUACCGACCCCUGUAUAGGGCUCUGCGGUACCAAUGCCCUCUGCCAGGUUGCCCUGCAUUACAUCCGUUGCGUCUGUCCCGAGGGAUAUACCGGAGACCCGGUCACUGUUUGUUCCCCGAUCACGACACCGGCACCGUCGCCGUCACCAUCGAGACCGUGCAGCCCAUCGCCCUGCGGAGUCAACGCUUACUGCAGGGAGAGAUCGAACUCUGCGUUCUGCGAGUGCAUUCCUGGAUACAGAGGAAACGCUUACGAGGGCUGCCAACCGGAGUGCUUGGUGAACACCGACUGUCCGAAAUCGCAGGCCUGCAUCAGGACCAAGUGUCAGGAUCCUUGUCCCGGCACCUGCGGCGUGGGAGCUAUUUGUACAGUGUCCAAUCACAUCCCUAUCUGUUCCUGUCCUCAGCCGACUAUCGGGGAUGCGUUCACCCUUUGCAGGGCCGAAGAACCGAAAGAGCGAGACCCCUGCUCUCCAUCGCCGUGCGGACCCAACACCCUCUGCGAGAAGGUCGGCGACACCGUCGUGUGCAAAUGCCUGCCCGGUCUACAAGGUGUGCCAUCCAGCGUCACCGGUUGCCACCCAGAGUGCGUGAUCAGCUCCGACUGUCCAGGCGACAAGGCGUGCAUAAACAACAGAUGCAUAAAUCCCUGCACGCAGAACGUAUGCGGUAUCAAGGCGACGUGCAAGGCAAUCAAUCACAGUCCGCUCUGUAGCUGCCCGUCCCCGUUGAUCGGCAAUCCGUUCGUGGAAUGCAGUCAGCUAAUUGAAACCGACCCUUGCAGUCCGUCGCCUUGCGGCUACAACGGCGAGUGCAGAGUUAGGAACGGCGUUGCAGUUUGCAUCUAUCCGGAAUGCGUGAUUAACGAGGACUGUCCUCGCGACAAGGCUUGUUUCGCGCAGAAGUGCAGGGACCCGUGCAUCGGCUCCUGCGGUGUCAAUUCACUUUGUCAGACUGUCAAUCAUAAGCCCGUUUGCUCGUGUCCGCCUGGGUUCACCGGCAACGCGAGGAUACAGUGCAACGUUCCGCCUACUGACGUGGCAGUCCCGGAAUGCACCAACAACUACGACUGCCCGAACGACAAGGCCUGUUACAACCAGAAAUGCGUCGAUCCUUGCACGCUGGACUCGUGCGGCUACAACAGUCGCUGUCACGUGCUGAUGCACAGAGCUGUAUGCGUCUGCAACGAAGGUUUCACCGGCAAUCCUCAACAACACUGUCGCGAAAUCGGGUGUCGCGGCGACAGCGAGUGUCCGUUGGCUCAGUCUUGCGUCAACAACGAGUGCAUGGAUGCCUGCUUGGUCACCCAGUGCGGUGUCAACGCUCUCUGCUCAUCCGACGGUUAUCAUAAACCGCGGUGCUACUGUCCCGACGGAUACCAAGGCAAUCCUUAUCAAAUUUGCGAGAGACCCGAAUGCACCGGCGACAGCGAUUGCCCGUCUUCCUUAGCGUGUCGCAACCAGAGAUGCGUCAACCCUUGCAACUGUCCUCUGUCGGCACAAUGCAAUGUCAUCAACCAUCGACCGAACUGUCGGUGCCCGCCGGGUUACACCGGCGACCCUUACACGGCUUGUCUGAUGGAACCAACGGAGCUGCAACCCCAAUGUCGAGUAGACGGGGACUGUCCCAGCAAAUUAGGCUGCUUCAAUGGUAUCUGCAAGGAUCCUUGCAUCGAAACGAAGCCGUGCAUCGCCGGUGCAAGGUGCUCCGUCGUGGACACGUUACCGAUGAGGACCAUGAUCUGCGAAUGCCUGCCGAACUUCGCCGGCGAUGCAACGGUCGCUUGCAUUCCAGUGGAUCAGCAGCUUGACGCGAUCUGCAACACCGAUGCCGACUGCACGUCGAACAUGGCCUGCUUGAACCACCGAUGCAUCAACCCUUGCACCAUCAACCCUUGCGCAUCGAACGCGCAAUGCGUUGUGCAGAACCAUCGACGUCAAUGCCACUGCAACACCGGUCUGUCCGGUGAUCCCUUCAUGAACUGCUACAGAGACACAGACGGAUUCCCUGAUUGCAUCACGAACUCUGAUUGCGCGCCGGAAGCAGCCUGCAUCAACCAACUCUGCCAGAACCCGUGUCUAGGCUCGUAUUGCGGAUUGAACGCUGAAUGCGUCAUGGUGAACCAUCAUCCGACUUGUCACUGUCAGCAGGAUCAUGCCGGUGAUCCGCAAGUGCAGUGUUUCAAACCCGAGUGCAAGUCGGACGACGACUGUCCCUACGACAAGACAUGCCAGAACGAGAACUGCGCCAGUCCCUGCCUCGACGACGGAAUCGCAUGCGGCCGCGGCGCAGAGUGCAUCGCAAUUUCCCACCGAGCGCAGUGCGUCUGCCCGAGAGGCACACAGGGAGAUGCACGAAUCGCCUGCAUCUCGGCAGUGUGCCAUUACAAUGAAGACUGCGCCGAUCACGAGGCCUGCGACCGACUGAACAGGGUCUGUCGACCGGUCUGCGACGACGACGUUUGCGCUGACACUGCCAAGUGCAUCGCCAGGGACCAUCAGCCGAGGUGCAUCUGUCCUUCGGGAACGUCUGGAAAUCCUUACGUCGAAUGCACUGGUGUUUCAACGGAGGUAGGGUGCAGGGAGGACAGCGAAUGUCCGCUAUACUUCGCCUGCAUCAACGGGAGAUGUCAAGAUCCUUGUCUGUCCUCUCGCAUGUGCACCGGCGACCAAGAAUGCAAAGUGUUGAACACGGUGCCGCUUCGCACGAUGAUUUGCAGCUGUCCGCCCAACACCAUCACCGACGUCAACGGACAGUGCAAGAGAAUCGUGUUAGCCGACGUCCAAUGCCAUCAGGACCAAGACUGCAACAAUUCGGACAAGUGCAUCAGUGGCACGUGCAUCGAAGCUUGCCUCACCACUCGGUGCGGCUUGAACGCGCAAUGUAAAUCGGUGUCUCACACCGGUGUCUGCCAGUGUGCCCCAGACUUCACCGGCAACGCUUACAUCGAGUGCGUCAGAACGCCGUUGAUCACGCUGCCACCGUACCGACCGCAAUGCUACGCUAACAGCGAAUGCGCCGGCGACAAACAGUGCAUCAAUUCUCUCUGCGUGAAUCCGUGCGUGGCCGCGGAUCCUUGCGGAAGAAACGCACUGUGUCACGCGAACAAUCACGUCGCGGUCUGCAGGUGUCCUGCCAACUACGACGGGGACGCUAGGAUCAAUUGCAUACCUCCCGGCAUAGUAGCCGAGUGUCGUUCGAACAGCGACUGCGCUGGCAAUUCAGCCUGCGUGAACAGCCUGUGCAUCAAUCCUUGCAACUGCGGUCCGAAUGCAAAGUGCACCGUUGUCGAUCAUUAUCCAUCCUGCUCGUGUCCGCCUGGCUAUUCUGGAAAUCCUCAGCUGGGCUGCUUCAAACUUGACUGCGAGUCGGACAGCGAGUGCAACAACGCAGCGACCUGCUACAACGGACAAUGCGUGAACCCGUGCAUCCUGGAGAAUAAGUGUGCGAUUAAUGCGGAAUGCUAUGGCGAAAAUCAUCGCGCCGUUUGCCGCUGCGGGUCCGGCUACCUAGGCAAUCCGGAAGUGCAUUGCGAGAGGGCCGAGUGCAACGCUGACUACGAUUGUCCGCGAAAUCUGGCUUGCGACAGCGGACGCUGCGUGAAUCCUUGCGUCGAGGAGUCACCGUGCGCCCAGAACGCCAUCUGCUACGUUCAGGAUCACGAGGCAACCUGCCGUUGUCCUGAAAAUCUGCCAGCCGGAAAUCCGUACUCCUAUUGCGAGCAUCGCACGACUUACUUGGACGAGCCAGAGUGCAGGAUCGACAUCGAUUGCGCCGACAAGCUGGUGUGCAUCAAGAACAAGUGCAUCGAUCCUUGCCCGGUGAUCAAACCAUGCUCGGAGAACGCCAGAUGCAACGUUCUCGACACCGUUCCUGUAAGGACGAUGACCUGCACCUGCCCCGAAGGAUGGACCACCGACGUCGACGAAGUCUGCAGGCCAAUUCAAAUAACAACGAUCGGCACCUGCACGAGCAACGACGAGUGUCCCGACAACGAGUCAUGCAUCAACAGACAAUGCAGGAACCCGUGCAACUGCGGUACCAAUGCAGCCUGCUACGUCAGGGGCCACAAGCCCAUCUGCUCCUGCGAGGAAGGCUACCAAGGCAAUCCAGACAUCGCUUGCUACUCCGUCGAAUGCACCAGAGACAGCGAAUGCGCCCUAGACAAGAGCUGCGUGAACAACAACUGCGUGAACCCUUGCUUAGUGUCCGACAACUGCGGCGUGAACGCCGAAUGCUAUCCCAACAACCAUAAGGCGGACUGCCGGUGCCGCAAAGGCUACCACGGCAACGCGUUGGAUCGCUGCAGAGUGAUCGGCUGCUACAGCAACGGAGACUGUCCCGGAGACCAUUCCUGCAUCAAUCUGCAGUGCGUGGACCCUUGCCGCCACGGAAAUCCUUGCUCCCCGUUGGCCGAGUGCAGAGUGUUCAACCAUCUCCCCAUCUGUCGCUGUCCGGCGCAUCACGCGGGCAAUCCUUACGUGAACUGCAAACCGGAGGACAAACCGGAAUGCAGGGAAGACGACGACUGCCCUGAUUCGCUGGCCUGCUUCGACAACAGGUGUCAGAAUCCUUGUUCCGUCGUUGAACCGUGCACGGAACCAUCCGAGUGCAGGGUGCUACCGACUCAUCCUGUCCGCACCAUGGUCUGCGUGUGUCCCAGCGGCUACGUCAGCAGUGGCAGCGGGACCUGCCGGGCUACCAAACCCAUCUUGGACAUCGAAUGCAACAGGGACAGCGACUGUCCUUCGGACAAGUCCUGCGUGAACGCCGUCUGCAGGAAUCCCUGCGCUUGCGGACCCAAUUCGGAAUGCAUUGUCGCGGAUCACAAACCAAUCUGCUCCUGCGUCGCGGGUUACGAUGGGAAUGCUGACGUGGCUUGCACCAAAGUGGUCGGAUGCCGCUUAGACGCUGACUGUGCCGGUACGCACGCUUGUGUACAACACAACUGCGUUCCUGCGUGUUCUCCAACCGAGCCUACCUGCGGCAAGAACGCUGUAUGCCAAGGGGUCAAUCACAAAGCAAUUUGUGAAUGUCCGCCUGGCCUUGGCGGCAAUCCGAGGGUCGCUUGCACUCUUCUGGGCUGCAGGACCAACACCGAUUGUCCCACGAACAAGGCUUGCAUCAACAGCCGCUGCGAGAACCCGUGCUCCGUGAACCCCUGCCGCGGAGACAUGAACUGCAACGUCUACAACCACCUGGUCGAAUGCGCCUGUCCACCUGGCUACAUCGGCGACGUCGAAUCCGGAUGCACCAAACUCACGGAGAAGUGCAAGGCGGACAACGAAUGCCCAUCUCAGACCGCCUGCUUCAACGGCGAGUGCAUCAACCCCUGCGUCAAGAUUCAACCCUGCGUGGCGAACGCGGACUGCAAGGUCCUUGACACGAGCCCCGUGAGAACCAUGAUCUGCGAAUGUAUUCCGGGAUACAGGGGGAACGCGGUCGAGCGCUGUGAAAAGACUGAUGUCUGUUCGGUGGAGAAAGGUCAGAUUCGCGACGAGAACGGCAACUGCGUCUGUCCACCUGGCACAGCGAAGGACGAGAGUGACAUUUGCAUACCCUGUCGCAGACAGGCUGGAAUGAUCAUCAACGAGGAAGGAUACUGCGUGUGCGCACUGGAGAACGGAAUGAUCAUCGACGAGUAUGGUCGUUGCGUAUGUCCCGCGGAGUAUGGGUACAGACUGGAUGCCAAUGGAUACUGUAAAUUAGUAGACAUAGUCGAAUGCAGUCGCGACGACGAUUGCGCCGAUAACAGGUACUGCGACAAGACCAGCCAGACCUGCGAAGAUCCUUGUGUUACGCAAUUGUGCGGCAUGAACGCGAUUUGCAAUGUCACGCGUCAUCAAGCUAUCUGCACCUGCAUCAGCGGAUACAGCGGAAACGCUUACACCCAAUGCUACAACGGAAACAGAGGUCGCACCGAUUUCCCCAGGCCGGACAUAAUUGUCAGCUGUUUGUCCGAUGGGGUCCAGGUUCUGAUACAUCUUCUGGACGACGAAUUCGACGGUGUUCUUUACGUGAAAGGUCGGAGCAAGGACGAACAGUGCAGAAGAGUCGUGUCCAUCUCCUCCGACACCAUGCACAAAACGGAGAUAUUCAAAGUGGCGUUCGGUAACUGUGGACUAAUUCACGUGAACGGACAAGCAAGCUUCGUCUUAGUCAUUCAGAAACACCCGAAACUGAUGACCUACAAAGCCCAGGCCUACCACAUCAAGUGCAUCUACCAAACCGGAGAACAGAACGUCACUCUCGGCUUCAACGUCUCCAUGCUAACCACAGCUGGUACCAUAGCUAACACGGGCCCGCCGCCGGUGUGUCUGAUGAAGAUCGUCACACGAAAAGGAAACGAAAUCAACUCGGCUGAAAUCGGCGACAAUCUGAUGUUGCAGGUCGAAGUUCAGCCUUCUAGCAUCUACGGCGGCUUCGCUCGAAACUGCAAGGCCAAAACGAUGGAGGACACCUUGGAGAACGAGUACAUCGUGACGGAUGACGAUGGAUGCGCAACAGAUCCCACGAUAUUCGGCGAAUGGGAACAGAACCCAGAGACACAGGCUCUGAUGGCCAGUUUCGAUGCAUUCAAGUUCCCGAGUAGCGACAAUAUUCGGUUCCAGUGCAAUAUUCGCGUGUGCUUUGGGCGCUGUCAGCCUGUCAAUUGCCGAGGAUACAACGCGUUCGGACGUCGUCGUCGAGACGUGGACUCGGAGGCGAAUGACACAGCUUUGAGCGUCGCCGACAAUUUUGAAGGUCAGCUUAGAGAAGAGAUAACGAUCCAAUCGAAUCUUAUAUUCACGUCAGAGAGGAGAGAAGCGAGGUUUACAGCGGAUCCAGUUGAAAUCGCUUCAGCUCAAAGAGUGGAGGAUAUAUGCGUUUCUAUGGUCGGCUUUGUGAUAGCACUAGUAAUUACGGCACUCCUGGCACUAGUUGCUGUAGCUAUUGCUGUAUCCUGCUGGCUAAUGGCGUAUCGUCGCCAGCCAAAGACUGCUGGUCCACUGCCACAUCCACCAGAGUUCCCAAAUCCACUGUUCACUACAGAAUCCGUAGCUGAACCUUCUCCUGACUAUCACCUAUCAUAAGUCUUUUAGGAUAAUUAUUAUUUUAUAUCGUAAUUUUAUAUAAUUCUCGUUGGAAUGCACUUCAGACCACCGGAUCCUGGAUGGUCGGUCUUGUAUUUCUAGAAACCGACAACUCCUCCACUGACUGUUCCUCCGUACUUUCAAUCCCUAGGGUUCACACUGCCGCGUUGUCGUAUCGCUCACUGUUAUAUAUUACCAGUACCCUGAAUCAAGAUAUACAUAGUUCUAUAUUAUAAAUAUAUUGUACUAUUUAUGGUGAUGGUUUGCUUCCAUUAUCUACAUUCGAACGAAUCUUUCCGGCAUCCCUCUUUUUCCUCUAUCGUGCUCUGUCCAGUCUAUUUAGUCAUUGGAGGAUUUGUUAAGCGUAACACUGCGAAUUUAAUUUCCGUGUAAAGUCAAACGAAUUAGUCUAAUAUAGCUUUCUUACUUCGAGCGUAGGUAACUGUACAUUUUAUCUAAUAAAACGUUAAUGUAAUAUUUUUAAGACAA